CGCCCGCCCGCUCUUUACGUGAAUCAGCUGGUUUGAGCGUCCCUAGAAGCCGGCGGGGAGCUCGGCGGCUUACAGCGUAAGGCGCGCGGUUGCAGGUGAGAAGCGGGGGGGGGGGGGUCGGACGCCACACACGCACGCACGCACGCUGGGGGGGGGAGAGAGGGGUGGUUAGUAAAGGAGGACGACGACGACGACGACGACGCCGGGUUCCGAGCGGCUCGCUCGCUCGCGCGCGCCAACUCCCAACCGCCGCUUUAGCCCCCUUUCCCUCCUCUACCCCACCCCUCAGCGCGCGAGGGGUGAGUGAAACUUAAGUCACGUGCUUAGCGCGCGCGGGGGGGGGGAGAGAGCGAUGAGAGAAAACGGACGUCGCCCGCCUCACAUUUGGAACCCGCCUCACCUGCCUGUCGUCAUUGCUCUCAUUGGCACCGUUGCUGUGGGCUGCCAGCCCUUUAAUAAAGCAGCAUGAAAUUUAUUUUCUUUUUUCUGUAGUGGGGGGGGGGCAAGGCACCUCCAUCUAUCUGUUUUCGUUUCCACAAAUAUAUAUAUAUUUGCAUAUAUAUAUAUGCGUUCGUCAUAUAUAUAUAUACUUACGAGGUGAGGUGAGGGACUAUGUAUAUAUAUAUUUAUAUAUAGUCCCUCGCCUCGUAAGCACUGUGGCCUUUUCCCGUCGUGAAGGGAAGGGGAUGUUGUUUCCACUCCCUUCCUUCCUCCAUAAACGUGAAGAGACUGAAAACUAGCAUCAAGUGUGAACCUGUUGAAUUUUGGAGUUCUGUCCUUUUCCCCUCCGCCACUCAGAAUACAGCUUUUGCCUGCCUCUUAGAAGAGCUAGAUAAUGUUUCAUUCUGUGCCUUGCGCAGGUCUUUUGUGUGUGUGUGUGGAAAAACAACUAUCUGGCAAGGUAUCAAUGUGUGAUGGCAUUGGUCUCUCUUACCAGCUGUGGCUUAGGGCCUUUCCAAACAGAGCUUGCUUUUCCAGGGGGAGAUUGUUUGCAGUUUGCUGCUGCUACUGCUUUGCUCUCCGUUGUCGCGGCUAGUGAUAUCUCUGUUCCUGCUUUAUUAAAUGGAACAAGGCCAGCUUUGCUGCUAAGGGAUAGUCUCUCCCCCCCCCCCCUUCAAAUAUAUUUUUGCAAAGAUGUGGAAGCUAGCACUGAGCAGUUGUCCCACGGGACAACUGUGUUUUGAAGGACAGGGACAAAGAUUUGCAAUUAUUUAAAAAUGGAAUGGAGGAUCCCUGAAGAACGCAUGGAACCCUGAACAGGAGCCUACUAUGCUGCAACAUUUUGAUGCAGAUCUCACAGGGUUACGUUCGAAAGUUGCUUCAGUCCUGCCUCACAUACAAUAAGAACAGUACACUGUUCCAGAGGCAUUCCUGCAGCGCCAUGGGUGUAAUAGUCCUGGGAAAGAAGCAUUUUUCUGCAACUGCAGCUACUGGAGAAACUGUGAUUCCUUCCCACUCCCCAUGGAAGCAUUUGCUGGUCUGAUGUCUUGACUGAUGCCAUUCUCUUCAAGGGCAGCCAUAUUGUUUUGGGAAUGAAUGCCAUACAGACCUGGGAGCCAUUAAAACUAAACAUCAAGUAAUAUCCAGUCUUACCUUCAAGGGAAUGAAAACUGGGAUUGGAAGUGUUUACAGUACAAGCUCCUUAAAUUGUCUGCAGUUGACAUCGAAUUGCCUUAAGAAUAAGAGUUCUGAUUUUCAAGAUUGGCUCCCAUAAUGGAGAAUGUGACACCUUCUUUAUUUAAGGGAGGCUAGUGGCACCUUCAUGUUGUAUCCUGUUUUCUUUUAUAUUGCUGAAUGAGAUGUUCAUGGGAAUAAAGACAUGGUUAAAUGACCAGUCAGCAGUUUUUGCUUAGUUUUUAUUUCGGUCUGAAGACAGGGAUGGGAGGCAAUUUCCUUGCGCAGCAUUUUAAAAAAGUGUAUAGGGAAGUGGCCAGGAAAUGGUGAAGUCUUGCAUCUUUAAUUCUGGAAUAGUGUUACACAACUGCAACAUUUGAAGAUCUUCCAGUAGUUUACAUGUCUUGCUCUACUUGUUCUAAUGUUUGGUUACAUUUUCUAUAACUUUUUUAAAAAAUUGCAUUAAUUGUUUCUUUAAUCCUGAAUGCAGUUUGCCUACUUUCAUUCGCCAUGGGUUUUGCAUUCUCCAAUGUCAAUGCAACAUCAAUCAAAUUUACUCAUCUAUGGGUUCAGCGGGGCUUAACUUUUAAAAUGUGUACUUCAGGAGUCCAGCUGGGCAUUCGUCCCAAGGAAAUCUCUUCUGUGGGAGAGGAACAAGAGCUUGUGGUGGCCAUGAACACAAGUGGGAACCCCUGGAGCCAACAAAACUUGUGCUAGUAGCCUCGAAUGGCACCCCGUUUGAGGAAGUGGAAAUAUUGGAUGAUUCUGCAGCCUCCUUCUGGAUUCUCCCACAACUUCCCCAAGAGUGGUGUGUGAAAUUGGAAGCCCAGAGCUAGCUACUUGGGAGGAAGUGAAGCAAGUGCGGGCACUUGAACUAGAUUAAGCACCUAUGAGAGCUAGGAGGAGUGGAGUAAAGCUGCUGUGAGAAUCCUUUAGUUUUUCCUGAGAGUCACAAGUAAUUGAACUGGUGCACUGUGCACUUAUUAGAUAUGCUAGUUGGUUCCUGCUUGUUGUCUUUAUUCUUUUUAUAAUGUGGUACUGGAAGUUUUAAAAAGGCCUUAGGGGAAUAUGACACAAUUUCAAUGUUCAGGUGAUGGUUCUGUGUGCAACACUUCUUUUAUCAUCGAAGCAGUAAGCCAACAUGAAAGAAAAUAAGCAGACAUUCUCUUACAAAACAAAACUAAAAUUGGGUUUAAAAUACAGCUUCACAAACGUAAUGAUGAUCACUAGUGUGUAUCUUGCCAGAGGCAGCAGAAUAUAGAAGUACUGGGAAUAGGCUGGGCUGACCUCACUGUGCAAACACUACAGUGACACAGAGCAGCAAUAUUUAGGAUUAAAAUCCAAGCAUUUGAUAAAGUAGACUAAUCUACAAAAGCUUUGUACCAGGCAUGGCCAAACUCGGCCCUCCAGCUGUUUGGGGACUACAAUUCCCAUCAUCCCUGACCACUGGUCCUGUUAGCUAGGGAUGAUGGGAGCUGUAGUCCCAAAACAGCUGGAGGGCCGAGUUUGGCCAUGCCUGCUUUAUGCCAUACUAAAUUUGUUAGUCUUUAUGGUGCUACAAGAGUCUUUGUUUUGGGUAAUAUAUACUUAAGCAGCUAAAGUAUACAUGCAAGGCAAUGUGAGAUCAUUAGUAAAUAGUUUUUUUUGUUUUUAACCAUCCAGUAGAAUUGUUUCUCAUAUCAGAUUUUUCUAAAUGUUAGUGUUCUCACAAGUAAGGAAACAGAGACGCUGAAUUAUAGGGAAAUUCUGUUGCUUCUUGCCAUGGCAUGUGUUUAUGGCUGCACAGCAGCAGGAUAUGUGUAUCAUGAGGGAAGAGGUAACACUUGUAUGGUUUUCUUACUUUUAUCAUGGCAAGGAGCUGGGGAGGGGGUUCGUACAAUGCACGCACAGUUCCAGCUUUGUAAGUAUAGUCCUGUAUAUGGAAGUGUGAGAAGCAGCCAUGGAUGUUGUUCUGCAACUGUGUAUACAAGAGAGCUCUUGAAACUGAAAACGUAUGUUAAAAACUUGCUUUUCCUAAGGAAAGAAAGUGUUGAAUAAUCACAUCUUUUUCCUGAGGGCUAUGACUGUCCUAAUUGGACACUUUAACAGCUGGUCAUAAGAGUGGUGCUAGCUGAAAAGGUCUGUUUUGAAGGAGCGUUCUUUUAAAAAACUUGCAGUGAAAAGGCCUUUCAUGAAAUCUGUGGGCAGAGUAAUUCUGUUGAGCUUUUGUUUCUAUUUUUUUUAUGGCAUAGCAUAGAAACUUUUACGCAUUCCAGUCUUCUGUAGAUGUUCAAAGCUGAGGUGACCUCUUUUUUUUUGUGCUUUCUUGCACCAUGUGGGACAGUAGUGUCCAAACAUUUUUCAAAGAAGGCCAAAUUUGAUGAAGUUGAGGGCCAACCAAAGUGGUUAACCUUUUUUUAGGAUUGAAGUUGUUAAGCUUUUUUAUGAUUUUAACCCAGGAAAUAAACUGCCACAGGGUCCAGAUUAAACCGACCGGUGGGCCGGAUUAGGCCCCUGAAACGGACUUUGGACAUGCCUGAUGUAGGAAAUGCUUUUCCACAUGUACUGCUAAACGUGUGUUUUGCUUUCGUCUUAACAGUUCCGAUCUCAAAGAGGAAUGAUUUGGUAAUGGCCUGUUCUUGCUGACUGAUGGACCCUAAAGAAGAAAGGUAAGCCUAUUUGUAUUUGAUGCUACAUCUAGACAGGUGGUGCAAAAAAAUUCAAACUAAUAGAAUGUUGGAUGCCAGCUUGUAGAUAUCCACUUAUCUGUGACAAGGAAGAAUCGCCCUUAGUCCAGUAGGUAUGGGGCAUCUUACAAAUUGGAAACAAGUGAAUAUUUCAGACUGUUGAGGUGGCAAAAAUGGCUACCUGUAUAUAGGCAGGCAGAGUAAAAGCCUUUUGCAGGCUAGUAAGAUUUCUGAACUUACUCAAAAAUCUGAUUUAAUAUGCUUUUAAACCUGUAUAACAUAUUAAGCUAAGGAAAUAAUAAUUGAUGGUAUUCCAGCACACCUAUUUAAACUCUGACUCUUCCUUGGAACCAGAGGAUAGGUAAAAAGGAGAACAAAUAGCCAUUUUUGGUUCACAGCAUUUUAAAGUAUAAAAGUUUGCUUCUAAUUGUUCCCAGUAGUGAACAGACAGACAGAGAUACUGGCCCAAAGCCAUCCAUUGAGCUUAAUGGUUGAGUGGGAGUUUGAACCUAUGUCUCCCUGGUCAUUGUCCAGUCACUAUCAUAUAAUUCGCACUGCAGUGCUUCCCUGUCUUAUCUGUACAAGGGAUACUGAGAAUAGGCAUGCUUUAAACUUACGCAGACCGAUAUUGAGGGUGUGCAAACAUGCACUUAAGAUUUCCUUCUACUGGUGUUUGGUAUUUAACAAUGAGUUGCCCUCCUUGAUAUUACAUAUGGAUAAAACCUGCAUUCUGAGAAUAAGGGCAGCUGAUGUAUCAUGCAUAUGUGCAAAACAAUUUCCUCUGAAUUAAACUUGUGUAGACUUUAAAUUAAUCUUACAUUAUCAGCAUUUUAUUUAUUUUGCCACAUAGUUCAGCAGACCAAGAGGGAGCGCGAGAGAGAGGCCUGGUCUAUACGUGGCAGGCUGGUUGCUGUUGUCCAGAUCCUGAAAGACUUCCAGGUUGGAGUGGAAAGAUAGUGUUGCAGGCAGCAGUUGGCAUAAACCAUGGUGUGCUUCUCUCAGAAGGUAUUGUCCGAAGAGCAUUAUUUAAUAUUUAAGAUAAUAAUAGUUUUUGUAAAAUGAAAUUUCAGAGUUAUUGAUUUUCCACAAUUGCAUUUUAUGAGGAUGGAAACGCGGUGGUUUUCAGUAUUUAAAAAAAUGUAUUUAUAAUUGCACAUUUGGAUUAUACCUUUGUACCUCUUCUUAAUGAAUUUGGUAUAGCCAAAGAAAGGCAAGAACUGAGCCAUGCAUGUUCUUGUGAAGAAAGAUGAUGUCAAAACUCUUAAAAAUUUUAUUCAAGAUUUUUGUCCUAGAUGAAUUCUUUCAUAUGUAGGACCUUGCUUCGUGGGCAGAUUUCUCUGUAAAUUUGCCUUUAGAACCAAUGAAAACUAGCCUAGUAAUAGCCUAGUAAUUGUACUGUAUUUUCAGUGUGUGUGUGUAUUUGUUUCAGAUGGUGAGGUUUACAGUUUUGGAAAGCUUCCCUGGAGGGUUGAGUUGGAAGAUGCUUAUAUCAGCUGUCCCAUCUUGGAAAAGGCUUUGAAUGGACAACAUGUUGUUACAGUGGCAGCUGGCAGCUUCCAUUGUGGAGCAGUGACUGAAGGUGGCGACGUGUACAUGUGGGGUGGAAAUUCUGCCGGCCAGUGUGCAGUGGCCAACCAGGCCUUUGUGCCGGAACCCAAACCCAUCAGUAUUUCUGACUCUGAAGCUAGCCAUCCCUUGCCAAUACGGAUUUUGCAGCUGGCAUGUGGAGAGGAGCACACCCUGGCGCUCUCCCUAAGCAGGGAGAUAUGGGCAUGGGGAAGUGGCUGUCAGCUGGGGCUCAUAACCAACACUUUCCCAGUUACCAAACCACAGAAGGUCGAGUACCUGGCAGGCCGCGUUGUGCUUCAGAUUGCAUGCGGAGCCUCUCACAGCCUGGCUCUUGUGCAGUGUCUCCCUACUCAAGACAUAAAGCCUAUUCCAGAGAGAUGCAAUCACUGCAGCCAACUCCUGAUCACCAUGACCGACAAAGAAGACCAUGUCAUUAUCUCUGAUAGCCAUUGCUGUCCAUUAGGGGUGGUUCUAGCUAACUCCCACUCGGAAUGCCACAUCUCUUGCUCCUCGCUAGAAACUCUAGAGAGGAAGAGUAUAACAAGCAGUCAAGGUGACGAUUGUCAGAAAACGCUUACAGAAGACCAGGCACUCGCUGCCGCAGAGUAUGAUGCAGCAAGUGUGUUUUCAAACAGCGAUGCCCAGGAAGACAGUGGCAUUUCUAGUCCAGGAAAUCUCUUGAUAAUGGACAAGGUGACAACAAAGCAGCACUUGGCAAGUCUUCCGGAUCAUCCGUUAAAUGAGAAGCCUAUGGAUCAGCAACCUGAGCAGGUACCCACAGUCACUAGGCUGUGCUUUCAUUGCUGUAUGAUCAUGCUGUCCUGCAAAGUUCUGAUGAUUCUUGAGAAUGUGACUUUAAAUGGGAGCUAUGAUUCUGAAGGAGGCAUAGCUUCCAUCUUCCCCUUAAGCUGCGGUCAAAAGCCCGCACAAUUUAAACAGUAGAAAAAAUACAAAAGAAAAGCAAGAGUAGCAGAAAAAUAAAUUCCUCUUCUCCCAGGCUUUUGACAAAUUAAACAAUAUAUGGCCUUUUAAACUGUGUGGGGUUUGGGGAUUAUUGUUUUGUUUAUUAAAUCAAAAGGUCCUUCACCUGGCACUCAAAAUGUAGACUUGGUGUCAAAUGAGCCUUUUGGGUAAGUGCAUUCCAGAGUCAAGGUGCCACAACUGAGAAGACCCUGUUAUUUGUUUUCAUCAAACUCACUUCCAGAGGCAGACUUGGAGAGGGGUCUCCCAGAAACAUCUUAGUAGACAAGGGAGAUUCAUGCAGCGUUUGGUAUUGGUUCUUUUAUUAUGAUCUGAUUGACAGCAGUUAGCGUUAUGGAUGUGUUCUAUAGAUUUGUGCGGAAUUUUUAACUCUGGUUGUUUGGUGUAAAGCAGGAAAAUAAAGGACAAAGUUCCCCACAACUUAACGUGGGCUUUACAGAGGUUUAAUGGCAGAACCUGUUCUCAGUACUGUGACUGAAUUCUGGGGAAAUGGGGAGUGCCUUUCCCUCACCUCUAAGGGGAAAUGGCUUCAUGUUAUAAAUUAAACAUAGACUGUGAAACAUACUGUAGUUUCUUUUCUCUUGCUUUGUAUUUUGAAUGCUGCUGAACUCUAUGCAAGACUAAGCAGUGAAUCUUGCAUAUGCUUAACACAUGCUUUGUGUCUACCAAGAGAGACAGAUUGUUCUGUGGAUGUGAAGCAAAGAUUUAAUUCAUUCUUUGUAUAUUAGCAUUGUUUUCAGUGUCGGGCAACUUCUGUUCUGUGGAUAGUUUAUACCAAAGAAGCAUUUGUUGUAGACACUUCCCCCAUGUCUUUUUAUUAAAGAAACUGCCCAGUAUCAAAGAAGAUCUAUAUAUGCUGCACAUUUAUUCAGCAUUUUUCAGUAAUACCUCUGGUUACGUACCGUCCUCCUUGCGAACGCUUCAGGUAACGAGCUCCGCUAACCUGGAAGUAGGUCUCCUGGAAGCGAACUUUGCCCUGGGAUGCGAGCGGAAGUCGUGCGCAGCGGAAGGCCCCAUUAGCGAAAGCGCACCUUAGGUUAAGAAUGGUUUCAUGUUAAGAACGGACCUCUGGAACGAAUUAUGUUCAUAACCAGAGGUACCACUGUAUAAUCUUUACAGGACAUUUUGUAAUAUUUACAGGAUUCCUACUAAUGGGAAGUAAUUGCCUGUUCUGUAAGCAUUAAGGUGUAUUUGUUUACAAGAGUUCUUACUUCUUUACCAUAAGGUCCCAGUGCCGGUUACAACAAUUUCAUAUACAAUUAUAAAAACAGAUGCAACCUUUACUAUAAUAAAACAAGUAAAGUCAUUCCAAAUGGAAAUAAUUGUAUAAAUUUAACAAAGGAGGUUAGUCUCACAAUAAAGUCCACUGUGUAAGCAGCACCAUAAAGAUACUGUGCAUCUUCAGUCCACUGUUUAAGCAGUACCAUGAAGCUGCACCUCUGUGGGGAGGCAAUUCCCCCAUUUAGCAGCUUCCACAGAAAGUUCUCUUCCACUCUCGUAAGGGUAGUGGAAUCACCAGGAGUUCAUUUAGUGCCAAAAGUGGGAGAAGCAGAAUCGAUUCCUCAUCUAAAUUGGCCUGUGUCAUUUGGUUGCUACUCUGUAUCAUGGGAGGUUAAGAUGAUGUCUGGUUGUUUCCUUUCUUGAUAAUCAACAAAAACCCAGGAGUUCAGUAGUAAUGCUCAAAACUAGUUUUUUUUUUGUAUUCUGGAUACUUUUGUGCUGCAGUGUUAGGUGGCGUGCCAAUCUUGAUUUUUCUGUAAUGAAAAGAUCACUGUCCAAGCAGUCUGUGUCUAAAUAUUUCCCGUUUGGCUGUAACAAAUAAAAUUAUGCUGACUUUUCCUGUGACUAUGGUCAAAACAGCCCUGCUUUGUGAACAAGGCAUUUACCCCUUUUUCAGUUCAUACUACAGAGUCUUGAACUGCUGUUCUGUGUGCAGUUGAGAGCUUUUUCCGGUCAGGGCUGCACAUGUGCAGUUGACUACAUAUAAAGGGCACUGAAGUUUAGUUCCCAGCAGUUCUUGUUUUUCAGCUUUGGCAUCCAGCUGAGAAUUUAGAGCUCAGUGUUCCUUAGCACUUUCUUCUGGGUGGGGUGGGGGGUUGGAAUUGCACACGUGUACUUCAGAAAUUGUUGAGUGGUUGUUGUUUUGUUUAAGCAGGACUACUUUUAUAAUCACUUGAAUCAACCACCAGAAAUUGUUUGUGAUUUUUAUCCUGUAACCUAGAUGUAGGGAGCCUUUGGCCCUCCAGAUGUUGCUGGACUACAACUCCCAUCAUUCCCUGGCCAUGGGUCAGGUUUUCUGGGGCUGAUGGGAGUUGGAGUUCAGCAACAUCUGGAGGGCCAAAGGUUCCACACACCAGCUGUAUCUAAAAACCUUGAAAACACAUCUAAAACAUUUCUCUAUUAGAAAAAGGAAAAAUCUUUCAGGAUAGGAUGUACAUGUGUCCAUGUCAGGCUUGGCCUGAGUGCCAAGCCUUGAAAAACCUCUCAAAAUCCCAAGCUAAGCCCAGUCAUAGUCCAGCCAUGGUUACCUUCUACGUGUAGUAUAUACUCCUGGAACUGGGCUGACCCUACCAUUAGGCAUAGUGAAGUGGCUGCCUCAGGCAGCUGAUUGAUAGAGCAAUGGAAGGGACAGCCAAAUCUUAGUUAAUGCAUCAUUGUAUUUUUAAUGCCAAAGGGGCGGAGGAGUGCUUCUGAGACUUUUUGCCUUGGGUGCCAGAAUAGCUUACUUGAUCUUGGAUGCUGCACACCUUGACUUAGGGAGAGGGGAUGUUUACUGCUCUGCCUCAGGCAGCAAAAGAUCUUUAGGCAGCCCCGUUCUAGAGAAAGCUCUAAAACUACAUUCCUACAAGCAGCCCAAGACUUUUAAAUGGGGAGCUAUCAGGGAGUGCAAUCUCAUGAAAAUAAGCAUUAGAUGGCCUUUCCCCCUGUCUCAGAUUAGUUAUGAGGAAAUAACCCACUUUAUCUAGAAUAUCCUUGGAAGAUAUAUUUCCUAACCCAGUUGUUAGGAAACCUAGUUGUUUUCUGACCUAGUCUCCCUUGAAACAUAAGAUACAGCAUCCUUAGACUCCUAACACGUCAUAUUAACACACACACUGUCCAAAACAAAUGAGGUAAACAAGCAUAGUGUGUGAGUACUGAGAAAUAGGAGCCCUGCAGUGAGUGAAGAACUGCAUACAAAAGUAAUGCUACUCUUUGGAGAGUGUGGAAGAAUGCUUCACAAUUGCACAAUUGCUCUGAAACGAAUUCAGAGACAUAAUUUCACAGUUGUUGUUUUUUCCUAAUUAAACUUAUGCCAUAUUUUCUUCUAACCUGGGUCUGAAUCUUGUACAGCCCUUGAAGUAUUGAUCCUUGGCUAACUCACUUCAUUAUUGUUGUUAUUAAUGUUUUAAAUAAGCUAGUGACUGCAAUAGCUGGCUUUCUAAUAUAAUUGCAUUUAUUAUAUUUAUAACCUGCCCUUCAGCCACAAGGCUUUCAGUGUGGUGCACAGCAUUUCAUAAAAAAUAUAAAAUAAAACCAUUAGACACCCCAAAGCACUAAUUCAGCAGCAGAGAAACAGAUUCUUUCAGCUGAUCACUUCCAUAGGCCUGAAGGAAAAGCUGUCUUAAACUGAGGUCAAAAAAUUUAAUGUGGGGGGCGACCAUAUCUCCAGCGAACAGACCUUUACUCUAACCAAAUAUGUAGUGUUAUAAACAAUGUAAGUCGAAUAACCAAUCCUCAAUUCAGGCUUGAAUAAAAUUAUGAAAAGUACACAUGCUCAAUAUGAUUUUGGCCUGGUUUGCAUUGCACAGUCAGCCAAAAAAAGACUUACUGGAACUGCGCGAACAUGCAAGCUCUUAGAAAGGAGCUUGCUUGCAUUUUGCUCUUCCUGGUUCUACUUGCUCCCACACUGAACCCAAGUCCCUCCUCACUAUGAGCUGUAGCCUUUUGGCCAAAACCUUGUCUUAGCUCCUUUCAGUGUGGGACCAAAAAGAACCAGGGAGGAGCGAAGCAAACUACUUCCCAAGAGCCCUCAUGUUUGUACAGUCCCUGUAAGCCAUAGUUUGGUUUACCUGGUCAUGCAAACCAGGUUUGGAUGGUAAUCAAGCAGAGGAGUAGAGGUUGUGAUCUUAUUUUAAAGCUUCCUUACUCUGGGUUUGCUUGUUCUAAUUAGAUUUUAUGGGGUUUCUGUUACUGUAUUUCCAGCACUCUCAAGAAGAGGACCUCACUGCUUGCCUACCCAGUCCACCAGGUCCGGGCACAUCUGCCCUUAACAGCCUGGUAGUUUCUUGUGCAUCAGCAGUUGGCGUAAGAGUUGCUGCUACGUGUGAAGCUGGGGCCUUGUCCCUGAAGAAGGUAAUGAACUUCUAUGGCACAGUUCCAGGUGACACAGUAUCCCCACCUAGCGCUGGGUCUCCAAGCCUGGAUGGGGUGAAGGACAGCCGAGAGGAGCAGGUCAGGCAGGAGUCAAUGCAGGGAAAGAAGAGUUCCAGCUUGGUGGAUAUUCGAGAAGAGGAAUCCGAAGGAGUCUGUCGAAGGCUUUCCUUACCUGGUUUGCUCUCCCAAGGUGAGAUGCUCACAGGUGGUUGCAGCGUUGUACAUCUUGGGGAUUUUGGUUCUUUCUUGAUGUGUAAUUUCUGUGUGUGACAGGGCACACAUAUUUUUCCUUACAUUGAUUGUCCAUCAUUUUUAAAAAAAUGCAUAGUGUUACUUUGUUCUUGUUUAUUAAGCUUGUUACUCAUUUUUACACAAGCACCUCAAAGCGGUUCACAAAUAUAGUAAAAUACACAGUGCAGUAUGUAAAAGCCAAAAUAAUUAAAAGCAAAGCACAAUGCAAGGUAAUAAAAUCAUAUAAACAACUCAUCCAUCCCCUGCAAUAGGUCUAAUCACCACGUUGAGCUCCAAAAGAUACAUAAACACACACAAAACACCAACUGCUGCAACCUGGACAUCUUUCAUAUAGCUGUAGAAAAAUCACAAAAGCUCCUCUUUAGGGGCUGCAAGUGCAAAUACUGCCACUGCUAAGACAACUGUUGAUCUCAAAAAUGUGGUGCACUAAUAACAGCAGUGCAUGAAUUUUUUAGAUCAGCAGUUGCCUUAACAGUAAGAGUUUUUUUCACUUGCACCCCUAAAGUGGAGCUUCCUAACUUAAGGAACUCUUGGGACAAGUGCAGUCUAAGGGCAGGGGGCCAGGAACUGCCCUCUUGUAUUCUGCACACGAUUAUUCAUUUAUGCAGCACUUUUAAUUUGCAGAGUGCUUUAAAAUAUUUACCCAAGCCUUGCGUUAUGAAUUGCUAAGGCAGGUUGACAAUCAAUUUGGUAAUCCAUCUUGUGCCGGAAGUGAAAGAGGAAGGAAGAAAGCUACUUAACAUUAUCCCUUUCCUACCUAAAGCAAGUUUUUAUGUAAAGCAGAGGUUGCUGUAAAAGUAUUGAUGCAGUCUCCUGUGUUUGCAACGUUCCUUAAUGUUUCCCUUUAGUCUUAAGCAUGUAGUAGGUAAACAAGAGGUCUAAUAAUACACUACUGCCCUGACGCUUGUCUCUGAAUUCUGUUUCUGCAAACGAGGAGUGGCAUUUCAAACCUAGGAUAACCUAAGGCAAGGUUUCUCAUACUUGGCUCCAGCUGCUGUUGGACUAGAACUCCCAUCAUCCAGUGGUCAGGGAUGAUGAGAAUUGUAGUCCAAAAACAGCUGGAGACCCGGGUUUGAGAAACCCUGCCUUAAGGGAUUAUCUAGGUUAGAAUUCUUUUUCAGACACAGAGCUAACUACCAUGGAAAAUGACCAGCCGUCAUCUUCCCUGAAAUUUGUAGAAGACUAGAUUGUUGUUAAGCUGCAGUUUCCUCCUCCUUAUGUGGCACUUAGGAAGUAUGGUGCAUCUUCUAUCCUCACAAUCACAUUCCAUUCUCUGAGAACAAAAUGACAGAUCUCAUUCAAAUUAACUACCCCGUGCGCUCUGAGCUACAGGUGUGAGUUGCCCUUAAGUGUAUGUGUCUGUGUUAAUCUUGGAGUUUAUUUUGGAUUUGUUGACCUGGAUUGACAGGGUGACAACUUGAAGGUACUGCAAGGUGACAUAUUGCCUUUUCAGUUUAAAAUGAAACAACACUGUUUGACCAAGCCAUACUUGUUGCAUAUUGCUUAGUCAAGAUCUUCAUAACAUCCUGAUGUUCCCAAAUGACUUUGUGAAUCAGCCCUCUUUGUUUGACUGAAAUAUUUUAUUUUAGUGUCUGUACACUUUUUGUUUCCCGUGUUAAAAGUUUCUCCAAGGCUCUUGAGGAAAGUUGGACGAGCCAAGAUGAGGACCGUGGCCCUCACACCAACCUACAGUGGUGAAGCUGACGCCCUUCUCCCAUCUCUGCGAACAGAGGUGUGGAGCUGGGGUAAAGGAAAAGAAGGGCAGCUAGGACAUGGUGAUACCCUGCCAAGGUAAGGUUUCACUGAGGAAAUCUGCUCCAUGCCAAUAGGCAGUGAUAUUUGGGGUUGAUCUUCUAUAGCUGUUUGACUAUGUUCUGUUGAAUGCUUCAUUAUAUCAUAGAAUCAUAGAGCUGGAAGGGACCCCAUGGGGCCAUCUAGUCCAACCCUCUGCAAUCAUUAGAUGACAAACAAUAACUUGGGAUCAAGAUUUGCUUGAUAUUUUCAUCUAUAAUGCUACCAAUACGUUAGAUGCAUUGAAAUAUUUCUCCUUAUUAAGCCUAUGGAAUAUAUCAUUUGUUGUGUGUAGAUUUCCUGUGUGCUUACCUUGUGGGUCCUGAUUCUGUUUUGUGGGUUCAUAGGCUCCAGCCACUUUGUGUAAAAAGUCUUGAUGGGAAGGAAGUAAUUCAUUUGUCUGCUGGUGGCCACCAUUCCUUGGCACUCACUGCCAAAUCGCAGGUAUGAGGGUGAAAUACUGUUUGCUUCUUUUCCAAGGGGUUAUAGUGGGAUCUGCUUGUUUUUCCUGGGUCAAACUCUCAUUUCACUUUUCGGAAAAAGAAACUUGAGCAGCACGCAUAAUGGACUUCGGGGCCUUUUUACAUAGGUGUAUAUAUUUUGUAUGAAUGUGUGCAUCUGAGCUUAAACUUUUUUAAAAAAGCAUGCACAUCUAUUUCAAUACUUCUCCUGAAAUGUAGAAAAAGAUUGGUGUACACCUCUUCAAAAGCAGAGGUAACUAGCUAGUGAAUUGUGUAUAAGAUAUGAACUACCAGAUGACAUUUGUUCUGGCUUGUCCUCAUGCCUCAAUGUUUUUUGGGAUCAGCGCUGGUAUAAUUCUUCCCCUGUAUGAAUGCGCAGCAGCAAGGAACUUGGAAAUGACUGGCAGAUAAGGAACAGUGGCAGAAAUGCCAGGAAAUAGAGUGGCAGUAGUUUAAAGGAGGGGGAGGAAGAGAAGGAGAGGGAGAAAGGGGAUAAUAAGAGAGAGGCUGGACAUGAACAAGAAUUUCCCCCAACACCUAUAAUAAUGAAGGGCAGAGUGGGAAGAGAUGGAGACAGAAAGUCAAACAUGUGCAAUAUAUCUGGCGGGAGAGACUAAGGAAUCUGAUCCUACUUUGCUCCCGCUAACUAGAGGUUUAAACCAGGGAUGGGAAACUUGUGACCCACCAGAUGCUGCAGUGUCCCCAAUCCCUGUCCGUUAGCCAUGCUGGCUUGGAAGUUGCGAGUUCAAUAGCAUCUGGAAGGUUCAGGUUUCUCAGCCCUGAUGUGACCGUGGUUUGCUUUAAAAUCAAAAUCAAAAGUGGAAGCUUUGGGUCAAAAUCAAAAGUGGAAAGAUGAGCCCACAACUUGCUGAGGUUUGCACAUGUUUAUUAAUGAGAAGCUAAUGGUUUCCUAUUGCAUCUGAACCAAGCCAGACAGUUUUAGUGUCCUUUCUUCUUCUUCUUCUUCCAAAAAUGGGGGCUCCAGAACUCAGUCCUGCCACUGUGAAGCACUGGUUGAGGUUACAGUAUUGGAUGGUGAGGGAAGGACAUUCUGUCCAUGGCUCCUGUGGGCAAUAGGUACCGUAUUUUUCGCCCUAUAGGACACACUUUUUCCCCUCCAAAAAUGAAGGGGAAAUGUGUGUGCGUCCUAUGGGGCGAAUGCAGGCUUUCGCUGAAGCCUGGAGAGCGAGAGGGGUCGGUGCGCACCGACCCCUCUCGCUCUCCAGGCUUCAGGAAGCUCUGCGCAACCCUUGGGAGACCGGCGCGACUUCGUGCCAGUCUCCCAAGUGUUGCACAGAGCUGCCUGCAGUCCCGGGCUUCUCGCAGCUCUGCGCAACCCUAGGGAGCCCGGCGCGACUUCCCGCCAGGCUCCCUAGGCUUGCGGAUAGCAGGCUGUUCUGGGGGCUGGGGUCGGGGUAAGCUCGGGCUUCCCCCGCGCCAGCCCCGCACCUGGGGGGGAAAUAAUUUUUUUUUCUUUAUUUCCCCCCCCAAAAAAACCUAGGUGCGCCCUAUGGGGCCGGGUGCCCUAUGGGGCGAAAAAUACGGUACUUAAAAUGAACUGGCCUCUGAUCUAUAGGGUGCUGAACUGUACAGCUUCAUGCAUUUACUAUCCUGCUCCUAAAAGGAGGUUUGCUUCUGCAAAAGGUAGGAAAUAAUAUCUGGAUGGACUUCUGUUAAUUCAUAUAAUACUGUAGUCUCCUAACAUACUGUAAUCUUAAUUAUUUGAAAAUGACUAUCCUUUCCCACCACCCCUUCCCCUUGAUCUUUUUACACAGGUAUAUUCAUGGGGCAGCAAUACCUUUGGGCAGCUUAGUCACUUAAGUUCUCCAACCACAGUCCCUCGCCUUGCAAAGGUACUAUAUGUGUCUUUUUUAUAUAUAAAAAAUCAGUACUAUUUGUGACAUUUGUGGUUAUUUAUGUGGACUUCAAUCUUAACUAGCAGUUAUUCCUCUUUGCAUCGUGUAUAUUGGUAGGGAGGUUGGCUCAUCUUUGUGGACAGAAAAAAUUGUAGGCUCUAGGACCCUGUGUUUCUCUUGAUAGGGAUUGUGGUUUUCCCUGCUCCCAAACAGUGCAAAUCGGGAACAACCCCCAACUUCAAGCAGCAAGCUGAGCAGAAGAAGGUGCAGAAUCUUCCCUACAGCUUCUGCCAGCUUGCAGCUAUAGUGAGUUUGAAAUGACCCUGCAGUUGCAUUGCAGUUCAGAGGGCCUUGGAAGUGCAAGGCAAAUGUGGGGAUGAUCCUUGCCCUCCCGCUGCAGCUUUGGUUUUGAAACAAGCUGGGACUUGAAGCACAGCACUAAAAAUAAGCCCCAGCCCUCUUAAGCUCUAAAAAAGAAAGGCUGGGGUUUGUUUGGGUUCAGCAUUUGCCAGGUAUUUGCGUGUCUGAGAAACGCAGCAGCCAAACAAGUCUUUACCACUCUUUCUAAUCCCUGAGCCAGAAAGGAGAAGCUUUUGUGGUUUUGACCCUAUACCUUCGCAGCAGCCAAAUAACCCCCAGAUUUCCUCCUACCCAAAACUAUGGAUCAUCCCCAUAGUUGCUCUGAGCUUCUGAGAGCCUCAAAAAGUCUGUGCAACUGAGGUGAUGAUCUCCAGACACCUUUGGAGCUCCCAAAGUUGGGAAGAAGGCUGGAAUUCCAUCAUCAUGCUUAUCAGACGAUGGUGGUGCACUCACCAUGACCGGGGAAAAUGUUGGAAGGCUGGAUAUAGGCAAAAUAAGCCUGAAAACUGAAAUCAUACAGGCUGUUAAAAUCCCAUUUCAUAGCACUUAACUAUUGAAACUGUACAGGGUUACAUUUUAAAUUAUUCCCAAAUUCUGGCACAGCCAAGAGCAUCUUAAUUGAUUGAAACCUGCCCCUGCUGCUUUAAGCAGGUGUCAAAUUUCCGCAUGUAAAACACUAAAGUCCUUUGAUGAAAGCCCCUUAGAAGCCCAUUCUCGAUUGUCAACAAGGAUUUCCCUUUUUUAUUAUUAUGUCUAUUUAUUUAUUUUACUUGCUUCUAGGUGUGCGAUGACAAAAGCAUCUGGAGCAUAGCAGCUGGUCCAGAUUAUUCAUUAUUCCUAGUAGAUGGAGAAGAGUUUCAACCUUUGUUAUACUAUAGUGGUCGAGAAGAAAAGAAAGAGAGUGAUGUUUCAUCUGAAAAUAGCUGCUUUAAAAAUUCAACACUGUUACUAAAUUGUAGUAAGGUAUGAAUUAAGUUCUGUGUCCUAGAAAACUUUAGGGCCUGGCAGUGCCAUGAUAGUGCCAAGAUGCAGAAUGGUAGGGUUUGGAAAAGUGUAAGCUGGCGCUCAUCUCCCCAGUGAGCCCAAGCCCCUUUCCCCCCAAAAAUUCAAAUUCUCCUGCAAAAGUCCUCUCUGCUCCCUUCUCUCUCCUGCUUAAACCAACCUUACAGCAGCAGGAAGGCCUUGAGAAGGGGCUCUUGUUAGCCCCUCAACCCUGCUGCAGCAAUAUGCCAGGCACAACAAAUUAUGGAAAUUGCAUUUUCCAUAGUUCCUUGCACCUGGGGUGCUGCUACUGGCCUUCCUGUUCCUUUUAAUAGGUAUGGGGGUUUUAAAAUUAAAAAAGAAAGGUGAUGAAGUCUGUGGACUUUUGCUGAACUCCUGGUCUUGUCAGUGAGACCAUGGCAUGGCAAACUUUGAAAUUAGCUGGGAUAACAUGAUGCUGAGGAACAGGUGUUGUCCAUCACUAGUCAAGUUUUAGGCUUAGUUACAGGCUAUGUUAUAGUACAGGGAUGCGGGUAGCGCUGUGGGUUAAACCACAGAGCCUAGGACUUGCCAAUCAGAAGGUUGGCGGUUCAAUCCCUGCAACGGGGUGAGCUCCCGUUGUUCGGUCCCUGCUCCUGCCAACCUAGUAGUUCGAAAGCACAUCAAAAGUGCAAGUAGAUAAAUAGGUACCGCUCCAGCAGGAAAGUAAACGCCGUUUCUGUGCGCUGCUCUGGUUCGCCAGAAGUGGCUUAGUCAUGCUGGCCACAUGACCCAGAAGCUGUAUGCUGGCUCCCUCGGCCAAUAAAGCGAGAUGAGCACCGCAACCCCAGAGUCGGCCACGACUGGACCUAAUGGUCAGGGGUCCCUUUACCUUUACCUUUACCUUCAUGUUAUAGUACAGUAAAAGAGGAGACUUCAUAAAGGUGUUCUAGGAGGCUGCUUCAAGCAUGCAAUAAGAAAAGGAGGGCAGCAAUUUGAAGGAGCUGAUGUGAUCACACUGGAUAUCACAGGAAACUGUGGUAUAACGAGUCAGGAUAUUGGUGCCCAAACUGAGUAUGUGUUGCAGGGGUGGGGGAAGAGUGUUUAGGCAGAGACAUCAGCUUGUUCUUGGACUGAUAAAGCAUUUUUUAUGAAUUGGGCCAAUCUAAUAAGUCAUUUGACUGUUAUAUUUUUAUAUCUUGAUUUCUGGCUAUACAACAAGGUUUCCGAUUAGACAGCAGAAUGUAUACAUAUCCCAUGUUAAUGAAACCUAUCUGCAUUUUGUGAGUGUUCCAUUGUGUAAGGUGUGUAACACAGAAGAGCUUGAUUUCUAUAUUAAGUCAUGGUUAUUUGUAAACCCCUUAUCUAGGGGAUUUUUAAUACAGUCUGUCUUCCCUCCAGCUAGGGUACAUUAGCAGUGUGAUGGCUGGUGGGAAUAACUGUUUGGCUUUAGUGGACAAAAACAUUAUGGGCUACAUUGCAAGUCUGCAUGAGUUGGCUUCGAUGGAGAGACAGUUCUAUUCCAAACUGAGUGCUAUAAAAUCUCAAGUUCUCAGACCCCUCUUGGGAUUAGGUAAGCAGUCUAUCCACAGCAUCGCUUUUCUGAUUGUGACUUCUUUAGAAACACAACCUCUUGAUGUUUGUAUGUUCCUGGAAGGCAGUACCUGCCAUAAUCUUGUCUUCUGCUUCAUUAUGCACCCAAACCUCUGUAAUCAGAUAUCUCUCCCCUCUCUGCCCAUAUGCAUGAUGUUUUGCUGAGAGGUUCAGAUAAGGAAAACACUGCAAGCUGUCUUUGUGCUAAAAUGAAUCUCCUGCUGUUUCUCAAGACAUAGCACUGCUCUUUUAAUACUUAAUACACCACAAGCCCCCUUCCAGGUGAGCCUCAGCCGGCAGCCCUGACUGUACAGUCAUACCUCGGGUUGAAUGUGCUUUGGGAUGAGCAGGUUCGACUUGCGCUCCGCGGCAACCCGGAAGUAAUGGAGCGAGUUACAGUGGUACCUCAGGUUAAGUACUUAAUUCAUUCUGGAGGUCCGUACUUAAUCUGAAACUGUUCUUAACUUGAAGCACCACUUUAGCUAAUAGGGCCUCCUGCUGCCGCCGCGCCACUGGAGCACAAUUUCUGUUCUCAUCCUGAAGCAGAGUUCUUAACCUGAAGCACUAUUUCUGGGUUAGCGGAGUCUGUAAACUGAAGCUUAUGUAACCUGAGGUACCACUGUACUUCCGGGUUUCGCUGUUUGUGCAUGCGCAGACACUCAAAAUGACAUCAUGCGCAGAAGCGCUGAAACGUGGCAUGCGCAGACACGGGUUACGUUUGCUUCUAGGUGCGAACAGGGCUCAGGAACGGAUCCCGUUCACAUCUAGAGGUGCCAUAGUAUCUAUAAAGCAGCAGUCCUAUCUUUUGACUGCCUUCCAUCAUCUUGCCGUUGCCGCCCACCCACCCUUGCCUCAGGCCAGGCUUGUCUGCCUCUAAUUUUGACAUCAUCCAAUUGGCCUUCUAGAAAAUUCUGAAAUGAAUAGAGGAAUCUAUUCCUAAGCAAGUUGAAUAAUGGGCAUUCACUCAUCCACCAGCUGAGCACACCUGCCCUAGCAAGCUUGCGCAAGAUUUAAAACAUGAUACAAUGCACAAUGUCUUUGAUCUGGUCUGAUCCACAUUUACAAAGGCAAUCGUUUGUUGGCUUCUUUAAAAAAAAUUCAAGUCACAUAUUUGGUGGGUGUAGUUUGAACAUUAAGCUGCGUAAAUGCUCGUAUAAUGGGGUGGGGGAGGUUAAUUUCCACAAGUAGUCCUUUUAUGGUCAGAUAACUUUGAAUAUAUGGAGAAUACAAUGUCCAUUUCAGCAAAAUGGAUCUUAUGUCAGAAAUAUCCUGUAAUAACAUUAGAGAAGAAAUGGAACAACGUGGACAUAGUACACUGGAUGCAUUACUCAGAACUGUAAUAGAUCUCUCUAUUACACAUUCAUAAACCCAUGAUUCCAUAGUGGAAAAAACUUGCCUAAUGUCAGACCAACAUUUGGCCAACUUAGAGGGAAGACUGGACACAAUGUUGUGGCUGCUUGAUGUUGAGCCUUGUACAAGUAGUGCAAUGAUUAUCAGUACUGGUGGUCACCAUUUUGUGCAGGGAUUCUGUUCCCCAUUCGCGUUGGCAGAGCAUGCACAAGCCUUCUAUGCCCCAUUACACCCCGGUCUGACCUCUUCCAGGUCCAAAAGUACCCAUGCAUCGACGGCCAUGCGUCAGCUGGUCGUGCACAAAAUUGUCGCUGCCUGUAAUUCUAAUCCUAAUUGACAACAGCACAGUCCUAACCAUGUCUGCUCAGAAGCAAGUCCUAUUGAAUUUAGUAAGGCUUAAUUUCAGGUAAAGGGGGUUAGGAAUUGCAGCCUUGAAAGUUGUGUGGUUUUGUUUUGCAAGGAGAGUGGGAAAAUUGUUAAUGACAUUUGUUGGCAUCUCCUUUAAAAUGACUGCAUGUUUUGAUAGCCUGGAUUAAUUCUUGUUCAUGAUGUGUUGAACUAACAAAAGUUUCCACUCCUUAGUGCACACCCCGGCCUCAAAUAGCUCACUGCAUAUUGUUUGCUCAUCUCCUUUGCAGAUAAUUUAGGUGCUUCAUCGACAGUGCAGCUGUUGCAGGAAAUGGCUAGUACGUUCAGCAAGCUGUGUUACCUAAUCGGUCAGCAUGGAGCCUCUUUGACAAGCUUUAUUCAAGGGUCAAAAGAGGCAAAGAACUUGGCUGUCUUGAAGCAUUCAAGCCUCUUUUUGGAAAGUUACACUGAGCAAGUAUCUCAUUUUUAUUCUCUGGAGAUUUAUUGUUUCAGGCACAACGCGUUACAAGGAAAAACUAAGAUGAAACAAAGAAAGAAAGACUUGAAACAGCACACUUGCUAUCACCUGAAAUAUUGACUUGUACUGUAGGGCUGAACUUUACGCAUUCAGUAAAGUUGGCAAGUGUUUGUUCUGGACUGUACCGCUUCAGACUGCAAGCCUCCUUGAAUUCUCCCUCAUGUAAAAUUUCAAGAGAAAAGUCACACAGCCACAUUUGUGACUGAGUUGACACUGAAAUGGAACGAUUGGGCAUUUGAAAUGCCCAGGCAUCAUUGAUGUACUAUUGUGGAUAUAAUGGAAUGCUAAAGCUGCCAGUCAUUUAAUCUUUAAGGUGAAGUCCACCAAAACUCGUGGUGUGAAAUUGCUGUUCAUUUUGAUGCAUUGUGGCAGAUGCUCACUGUGCAAGCCCUGUUGAAAUGGGCAUUGUGCAAAAAGUUCUUCGAAGGCUGCAUCCUAUAAGCUAACACCAUUAUUUCAAAGGGGGCACAUUGUGUGUUCUUGUGUUACCCUUGUAGUCCCACAUUGUGAGUCUUCCUAUAAUAGAUUUUCACCCAUUUUUUGUGGUGUGUGUGGCAAUACUAGUGUGGGAGGAAGCUGCAGUGCGGACAAGGUGUUAAUGGUUAUUGAAGCAACUAUUCUGCAGAGAAAGAUCAUUCUGCAAACACAAUGUGAGACUGUAGGGUGGUGAUGUAAGUUUUUCAUUAGUCAAAAAGAGGUUGUUCACACUCGCUCCUUAGGUUCUUCAUCCAGCAAAUUCAUCAGGCUGAUUUCCAUUUGAAAUGCCUAGGCUUUCUCACUUUUCUUCAUCAAUGUCUCUGAUUUAGGUACUGCACUUCCUUGACAAACUUUCUGGUGAUGGGAGGAUUUACACUUCUCUCCAAACCAGCAAUGUAAGUUAGUCCUUCUGGAUGUUGAGUCUGGUGAUUUGAUGUUACGGUAAUGUCUGCAAAUCCUGGUGUAUUACCAAUGUAUCCAUGUGUGAAUCUAGUAGCUCUGCUUACUGUGAGUGCUAAGAUAAUGGUUAGUAGUGCAGCUGCAUAGAAUCUUGUACAAUCCUUAGCAGGGGUUCUACAGAAAGAGAGAGAGAGAAAGGAAGAUAGGUAGGUAGGUGUGGUCUGUUAGUGUCUGAAGUUGGUGUCUCUUGCAGUACCUGAAAAUGCACCUGUUCACACACUUUUGGCUCUUGAGGUGUAUAUUUUUUAAGACCCACCUUAGUUUUGCAAUUUUAAGUUGUUUUAGACUGUGUUUCGUAUUGUGUAAUAUUGCAUUUUAGGGAUGCGGGUGGCGCUGUGGGUUAAACCACAGAGCCUAGGACUUGCCGAUCAGAAGGUCAGCGGUUCGAAUCCCCGCGACGGGGUGAGCUCUUGUUGCUCGGUCCCAGCUCCUGCGAACCUAGCAGUUCGAAAGCACGUCAGAGUGCAAAUAGAUAAAUAGGUACAGCUCCGGUGGGAAGGUAAACAGCGUUUCCGUGCGCUGCUCUGGUUUGCCAGAAGCGGCUUAGUCAUGCUGGCCACAUGACCCGGAAGCUGUACGCUGGCUCCCUUGGCCAAUAAAGCGAGAUGAGCGCCGCAACCCCAGAGUCGGCCACGACUGGACCUUAUGGUCAGGGGUCCCUUUACCUUUACCUUUACCCAAUAUUGCAUUUUAAUGUUAAUGUUAUGUUUUAAUUGUUAUAACACACCCUGGAAUCAUAAGGUGAAGGACGGGAAACAAAUUAUAAUAAUACCUUCCCAGCUUCCUAGUUUUUUUCAUUAUUAUGAAAGUUGCUUGCUUACCUUCCCUUUGUCAGAUGAAUCCCUGAAAUAAAGUUUCUUACGCUUUAGAAUAAUGAAAACCCUUUGAGGAUGUCAUUGUGAGCUAUCAGUGCUUUGCUCACAGGAAAGGAUCCUGCCCCUUAACAGGUGAAAUGAGACAAAUUUAAUAGAAGUCCAAGUUUCAUCCCAAAUUCUGGCCCAAACAGCCAGCCUGUAAUAAGCAUAUAUAACAUUUGGAUCCUAAUGUCAGGUAUUGUGUGGAGUAAUAAGGGCCUUAUAUGGUGGUCAGAAUCUAUUAGGUAGCUCUAUUCUUAUUAUCUGUGUUGAAAACCAUUGAAGCAUUAGUCAUUUCUUCCAUUAUGGGUAUCAAAGGAUGUAGGACUGUGUCUCUCCAGAUAACGGUUAUAUGCUUAGAAUGACUGAUUCAGGAAAUGAGAUCUUUGCAGCAAGAUACCAAUGUCAGUGGCUAAUGAUAUGAGAUGGUCUUCUGUGACUAUUCCUUUGUACAGCCUUUUAAGUAAUUCAUCAUAAAAGGGAAGCAGCAGCUCACCAGGACUCCUCAUUGUCAGGCAACUUAGCAGCGUUUCCUUUGAGACAUUAGCCGAGACUUGGUCUUACGAUAGUUCUGAUACUCCUUGAUGCUUGUGUAUUGUGACUUCCAAGUGUUGCUCUCAAAGCACUUUAAAAAUGCAAACCAUCCAGAUGGUUAGUCUGGUGGCUGAGAAAAAGAGCUUCCUGAUUAAAAAAGAGAGAGAGAGCACUCCCCCCCCCCUUGAAGCUCGUUCGAAAAUGAGAAGUCGUGGAACUAGGCAAGGUAGAUGCGUUUGAUGCUUCUGUGGCAGCACCUCGUUAAUCAUGUAGAGUGGCCCUGCUGUUUAGUUCACUAAGCUACUCCUUUGUUCCCAAAGCUUUGAUGUGUCGCUCUUCUCUGCCUUGCAAGCCUUCUUUUCCAAAUUUCCACCUUAACUUAUUUCGUAGCUGUACAAAUUCAUUGCAAGUUCGAUGUUUCAUUGCAGACAGCAACACAGAAGAAGUCAAAAGCAGUAAAUGGUUGCGUUCACCAACGCAGACUCGUGUAAUAUUUGAGUAGAUUUUCCACCACUUUUAAUUUAGCACUUAAAAUUUGCAUUGGAAAACUUGAAAGGCUCUAUUUUUGGAGGCACUAUUCAGCUGAUAAGGGACGCGGGUGGCGCUGUGGGUUAAACCACAGAGCCUAGGACUUGCCGAUCAGAAGGUCAGUGGUUCGAAUCCCCGCGACGGGGUGAGCUCCCGUUGCUUGGUCCCUGCUCCUGCCAACCUAGCAGUUCGAAAGCACGUCAAAGUGCAAGUAGAUAAAUAGGUACCGCUCAGGCGGGAAGGUAAACAGCGUUUCCGUGCGCUGCUCUGGUUCGCCAGAAGCAGCUUAGUCAUGCUGGCCACAUGACCCGGAAGCUGUACGCCGGCUCCCUCGGCCAAUAAAGCGAGAUGAGCGCCGCAACCCCAGUGUCGGUCACGACUGGACCUAAUGGUCGGGGUCCCUUUACCUUAUACAGCUGAUAGGCAAAGAGCGUAUCAACUUCCUUCGGUGAUGCAGGAAAUAUACUUGGCUAGUGGUCAGCAGCAGUCAGCUCUGGAACUCUCUGCCCACUGAAUUUUGUUGAGCAUGGUCUCUGAUGGUAUUCAGAUGCCAACUCAAUCAUGGCUUUUGACGUAGGCUUUUGGGUAUUGUUACUGAUACUUAUUCAUAUGUCCAUAGUAGAGGCUUUGCUUAUGAUGACACUAUGAUAUUUAUGUAUGGAUAUAAAAUUUUAUUGACUUUUGCUGUUACCGCUCUGCGAUCUUUGGAUGAAGGGAGGGAUAUAAAUGGCUUAAAUCUAAAUAAAAAAUAAAUUUCAAAGACAUGCCACAGGGUGGGGCAGGGAACACCCAGAACGUAUUGCGGGGGUGGUGUAUGGUCCACAGGUUAGAUACCUCUAGUUUAAAUAAAGAAACUAGUAUUGUUAAUAAGUAGUAAUUUAUGUAUUUGAUUCCUAGUAAAUCCGUAUCACUUCUAACAAGAGAUAGCAAAAUACACAGGCUGCAUUCUCAAGAUAAACCAAGAAGCUUGGUGUAAUAAACCACACUGUGCAUGAACUGUGUGCAAGCAGGAAACAAGCCAGGAAAGUGAUAGCUUAGGGUUACAUUUGAACUCAGGUAUGUGGUUUGCUGCUCCCUAAACAGGCUAUGAUCCGUAGCCCUGCCGUAAGUCAUGGCUUGCUGUUUACAUACGGAUCAUAGCCUGUUUUAGAGAGAAACAAACCACAGUUUUGGGUUGGAACCUAGCACUUAAGUCAUCCUCUUGCUAGUUUGUUGCACAAAGAAUGCAGCUUUUGCACAGUAUAGUUUAUUAAGCCAAGCUUCUUGGCUUACCUUUUAUGCGUGAAUGCAACUGUAGGAUUUUAUACAAGUGAAGCUUGAUGCUCUAAGGACUCCUUGAAAUUAAUGCAAAACAUUAGCCUUGAGUAUUUUUUAAGUGCAGUAGACCUGGGGUAGGUCUAACUCUGGCUUCCUCAACCUCGCCCCCCCCCGAUGUUUUUGGCCUACAAUUCCCAUGAUCCCUAGCUAGCAGGACCAGUGGUCAGGAAUGAUGGGAAUUGUAGUCUCAAAACAUCUGGAGGGCCGAGGUUGAGGAAGCCUGGUCUAACUCAUACUGCCUGACCUCUGUAUCAGUGAAAGGGCAGGUAACCAUGUAUAUCUGGGUCCAAAGUCACAUGGUGGUGUUCUGCAGCUGAAGCUAAGCAGAUCCAAACCAGUUUGCAAGCUGCCUGGGUGGAAGGACACCUGGAAACCAUAUAUAAAUAUGUUCUGAGUUCCACAGAAGAAGAGUCAGACAUAAGUAUAGUAAGUGUUGCACUGAAAGCAUUGUCAAAACAUUAACACACAUCUGUCUUUAUACUGUAGGGAUUUCUUAACUAAAAGCCAGGCAUUGCUUCAGGAUCUGUCAGAGACAAAUGAGGAGGCUCUCCCAUUGGUAGACGUGUUAAAUACUCUGUUUUUCUUGCCAAUCCGACGACUUCAUAAUUACGCUAGAACUUUACUAAAGCUUGCUACGUGUUUUGAAGUGGUAAGUUGUUGGAUAAGAAAGUUUCACUAAGCAGGAGACAUUUUGUGUUUGUUUUUUUGAUCUCAUUGCUAACAUAAUCAUUCCAGGUGGCGUAAUAUUUUUAAUCAGUUCAAAAAAAAGUGCAAAUGCAGUUGCAUUUGUUAUAAUAACUAAAUGGUUUAUUCUUCAUUGUAUUAGUGUUCUUUUUAGUUACUUAAAUAUUAUUCAAUCGCAGGAGAAGUUGUUUCAGUUGAUUUAAAUAAAACACUUUGAGAAACUGCAAUUACUGUAAUGAAAUAUUGCAAUAGGUCUCUGGAAACAAGUGUUAGUUGCUAACCUUGUUUUGUUUGUUCCUUCUCUGUAGGCAUCUCCAGAAUACCAGAGCCUUCAGGAUGCCAGUUCUUGUUAUGAAACCCUUGCUGUCCAUCUUAACAGGAAAAGGAAAGAAGCUGAAUACACGCUGGGCUUCUGGAAGACCUUUCCUGGCAAAAUGACAGUACGUGGGCAUUGCCGUAAUCUCUGCUAGCACAACUCUUCCACUGUAGGAUUCCAUUUUUCCCACAGUGAUGUCACCGUAGUUUCCUUCUCUUCCCUUCCUCUCUCUUCAUGGCUGCGGUGCUUCCAAUUUCAGAAACUAUUGUAUUUAGCAAAUACCCUAUUUUUCGCCCUAUAGGGCGCACCAGCCCAUAGGGCGCACCUAGUUUUUUUUUUGGGGGGGGGAUAAAGAAAAAAAAAAUUCCCCCCCCAGGUGCAGGGCUGGGGCGGGGAAAGCCCGAGCUCCCCCCGACCCCAACCCCCAGAACAGGCUGCUAUCCGCAAGCCUUGGGAUAUCUGCCCGAAGCGCUCCGCGGCGUUCCCCAGGCUUCGGGAAGCAGGCUGCUAUCCGCAAGCCUGGGGAGACCGGCAGAAACUCCCGCCGGUCUCCCCAGGCUUGCGGAUAUCUGCCCGAAGCCCGGGGCGCGCUCCGCUGCGCUCCCCGGGUUUCGGACUGCAGGCUGCUGUCCGCAAGCCUUGGGAGCCUGGCGGGAAGUCGCGCCGGACUCCCAAGUCUUGCGGAUAGCUUCCUGAAGCCUGGAGAGCGAGAGGGGUCGGUACGCCCCGACCCCUCACGCUCUGCAGGCUUCAGAGAAAGCCUGCAUUCGCCCCAUAGGAUGCACACACAUUUCCCCUUCAUUUUUGGAGGGGAAAAAGUGCGUCCUAUAGGGCGAAAAAUACGGUAAUCCUAAUUUCCCGUUACGGCUGAGAUGCAUGCAAAUUCAGACUCCAUCUGUGACAAGUGCGCACUACUGUUAAUGACACAGGGGUGAUAAUAGGCAUAGUCGACCUAAUUUGUGUGCCUGCCUCACUCCUCAAUUCUAGGAUUCCUUGAGGAAACCCGAACGGCGACUAAUCUGUGAGAGCAGCAAUCGGGGACUGUCACUGCAGCAUGCUGGGAGAUUCUCAGUAAACUGGUUCAUCCUCUUUAACGAUGCCUUGGUCCAUGCUCAGGUAAGCACAUACUGGGGAUUAGAGCUGAAUUGUUCCUGUUAUACCUGAAUGGAUGGGGCACCUCACAGUAAAAGGAUAUUUUCAGAGUUCUGUAGCAGUCAGAUCUCUCUCCCCACGCUCUUCAGAAGAACACACACAAAGACGACCUGAGGUUCAUAUGGGUUGUCGCUAGGUCUAGUCAGUGGCGGAGGAAGGGAGCAGGUCACCCUGGGUGCCAGCCUGGAGGGGUGACAUCGCCGCGGGCAGGUGCCUCCCCCUUUGGGACACUCGCACGGGCGACGUACCAGGCCCCUGGGUGCCACACCCCCACAGGCGACGUGCCACGCCCCCACGACCCCAGGUACCGAAGCCCCUUCCUCCGCGACUGGGUCACGUAUGGGUGACAAGAGCCUUGGAUACCAAGCCUGUUCUGUCUUCCAUGCAACGUAGAUCACUCCCCACCUCUCUCUAUUGGGGUUCUGAAACACAGUUCAGAAUUGGGUCUAUUCCACUUACCCAGCCACCACCUCAUUAGUGCCAUUGAUAUUGCCGGCAUUAGGUUUUGGAACAUUAUGUUUUGGGUCUUUGAACAGCAUUGCCUCUCACUUGCAAAAAAAAGUUGAAAGACAAAAAAUAGUUGUGCACAGUUUCUCCCUGUCUUCUGGCGAGACUGGAAAAUAUCUUCCAUCACUAGCAUACAGCAGCACUAUCAUUUGCUGCCCCUUAAACAAACAGUAGGAACAGGGUAUCCUAUGCACUGAGCUCUGGUUCAUAGAGCCCGCUAUUUGGCAUAAAUAUGGUUGCAGCUUUGCAAGCUGUGCAAUUUGAACUUCUCAAAUUGGGGGUGGGUGGGAACUCGUUAGGAGAUAUAGCAGUUGCAUUUCAGCAGUGUGGCUUAUCGUCAUUCUGUUUCCAAAGGGGAAGAAACACUGAAGAAGGAACACACACACAGAGUGAAUCUAAUCCUAAUAGGAAGGUUGAUGCUUUUCCUCUUUUGCUUUUCUUUGCAGUUUUCAACUCAUCAUAUUUUUUCCUUGUCCACAUUGUGGGUAGAACCUGUUUCAGAAGAGUCUGGUAAUAUGUAAGUAUGUCAAGGCCAUCCCUCAAAUAGAAAUUAUUUUGUUGCUGUUGUUGAUGAGAUGAGUUUUUCUUUUGAAACGUCUUGGGUACUCCAGGCCUUUUGUGCUCUUUGUGAUACUCGACUUGCAUCCUUUAAAGGCAGUGGUGGGGAACCUUGUGGGUCUGUCCAGCUGCUUUUUGACUCCAACUCCCAUCAGUCUCAGCCAGCCAAUGGCUAAGGAUGAUGUUCAUCAUAAUCCAGCAGCAGCUGGAAGGACCACAGGUUCUCCAGCCCCACAAUAAUGUGAUUAUCAUGCUUGUGGUUAGUGAGAUAAAGUUAUCACAGGUGUACAUGUUGCUCAUUUUAAGCAUGUAUUUGACGCGCAGCGUUAAUUAAUAAUGCAGAGUUUCAAAGAAUAAAAGCUUUACUGAGUUAAAAUAAACUUCUUCAUAAACAACAUGGUUCCAAACAGUUUGACUGAGAUUACAUACUGCUCCCAACUGAAGCAGACAGACACUCACUGACAUCUUACAGAGAGCACAAAAGAGAAACUGGCUACGAAGUCACACGCCAGAGUGACUCAACAGUUAGCAGUUAGGCCAGAAUAACUUUAGUAGGCCCAAAUGAUUGUGCAGUCCCAGCACUUCCCAGCCUGCUUUGCUGCUUCUGCUCUCAUGUGUCUUUGUCACAUGACACUCCCCCAAAGACCUAGAGAGCAGAAGUAUAAACAUGAAAAAUUAACUUAUUCAGUAUUGGCUGGACAUUAAGUCUUGUAAAUGCAGAUAUGAUGAAAUCAUCCAAACCAGUGCAGUCUAAUCUGUAAUUAUUAUUAUUAUUCUCAUCCUCAUCAUUUUUGAUUUAUUAAUUGCCUGCUAGAUUACCACCUCAAGGCAUUUUACAUAUAAGAUAAUUAAAAACAUAAAACAGUCAAUACAUUUAAAACUAGACUAAACCCCUAAGAAGUAUUCCAGUGUCACUUUUGUAAGGAAGAAUGCCGUGGCAUUUCUUGUGUUUAGACAGGUAAGAAUAUUUAUGCAAUGUGAUAUUGGUGCAGAGUUCAGCUUCCUACAACCUUUUUUCUUAGCUUGAAGCAGCAUUUCUAGACCAUAUGGAUGUGAGUACAGUCGUACCUUGCUUUGCAGCCGGGAUCCGUUCCGGAACCCCGGCCGCUAGCCAAAAAGGAUGCAGGGCAAAGCGCCAUGUCUGCGCACACAUGUGGAGCGGUUUGUGCUUCUGCGUAUGUGCGAGCAGCAAACCUGGAAAUAACCCGUUCCGGUACUUCCAGGUUUGCUGUGGACAUUCGCCGGAAUGGACGCUAGACAAGGCGGAUGUUCGCAGAGGUAUUACUGUGUAGGCUUGGCAGCUUGGUAAUUUCUUACGAAACAAAAGGAUGGCUGAAUAAAUCUAGUGGUUUGAGGAUCUGGCAUAGGUAAAGUAAAAGAUGCCAGAUAAGCAUAAAUACUUUACUUACCGUAUUUUUCGCCCUAUAGGACGCACUUUUUCCCCUCCAAAAAUGAAGGGGAAAUGUGUGUGCGUCCUAUGGGGUGAAUGCAGGCUUUCUCUGAAGCCUGGAGAGCGAGAGGGGCCGGUGCGCACCGACCCCUCGCUCUCCAGGCUUCAGGAGAGCCCCAGCGCCAGCCCCACAAGGUCGGGGGACAGCGGGGUGGCGGAACACCGCCAUCCCGCUGUCUCCCGAUGUGGUUUGGAGGCUGACGGCGGGAGACGCGUGCUUCUCCCCGCCGCCAGCCCCGCAAGCUCCGGGAACAGCGGGGAGGCGCAGAGUGUCUUCCCGCUGUCCCCGGACCUGGUCUGAAGGCGGGCUGCAGGGAGAAGAGCGCUUCUCCCCGCUGCUGGCCCCACAAGCACCUGGGGGGGGGGAAUAAUUUUUUUUCCCUUUAUUUCCCCCCCAAAAAACUUGGUGCAUCCUAUGGGCCAGUGCGUCCUAUGGGGCGAAAAAUAUGGUAACUUGCAUAACUUGGAACUACUUCAUUUUAUUUUGGUACAGAGUACAGUCUUCCUUAUAAUCGCUAGUGAUAAGAGACUGAAAUAGGAUGGAAGGUGUUAGAUUACGUGGCACUUUACUGUUGCAAAUGGAGAUUCUCCAUUUCUCAUGAAUUUAGGGAAGGGGGAACAUUUCUUUAAGCCAGAGGCUAGAAGGAAAAGGACAGAAAAUAGAAUGCGACUCUGCCCCUUUGCUUUGGUAUUAAUUUUUGCCUGUGCUAGCUACAGUUAUCUGUUCAAUUAUUUUUUAUUUUUUAUUUUCUUAUGUUCUUUUUACAUGAACCUUUCUCUUUUUUUGGUCUUCAUACUAGGAAUGGUUUGAGAGUCACUACACCAGAAGAACAGUUCAUUCUUGUUUCAUCAACACCGCAGGAAAAGGUAAGCAGGCACAGAGACUGCAUUCUGUCCUCUCCUCCCCUGUUUGCACCACUUUGCCAGGUAGGUUAACAGCAGGAACACAGGAAGCUGCCUUAUACCAAGUCAAACCAUUGGUCCGUUUAACUCUAUUGUGUACACUGACCAGCAGCAUUUCUUAGGGCUUCAGGCAGCAUAAUUCCCAGUCCUGUUUGGAGAUGCAAGAGAUUAUACCUGAUGCAUGAGUUGUGGUCUUCCUCCAUUACUUCCCCACAAGGAAUGUGGGCUUGGCUUACUUGUGAGAGCCAUCUUAAGUGCCUUAGCUACUUUGAACAUAGAGUACCGUAAUUUUCGCUCUAUAGGACGCACUUUUUCCCCUCCAAAAAUUAAGGGGAAAUGUGUGUGCGUCCUAUAGAGUGAAUGCAGGCUGCACGGCUAAGCCCAAAGCCAGAACAGGGAGACGGAGCGCUGCGGAGCACUCCGUCUCGCUGUUCUAGCUCGGGGAUGGCUGCGCGCAAAGGAAGGCUGUUCCCAAGCCAGAACAGCGAGACGGAGACAGAGCAGCGCUCCCCCCCCCCCCACCGCCAGCCCCACAAGCUCGGGUGAAUGCACCUUGAACGCACCUUGUUUUAGAGGGGGAGAACAAGAAGAACAAUUUUCCCCCUGUUCUCCCCCUCCUAUGGUCCGGUGCGUCCUAUGCUCUGGUGCGUCCUAUAGUGCGAAAAAUACGGUACUUUGUAAGCUUAUUUUCUCUGCUUAUUUCACUCUGUAAGCUAAGGGAAAUCAACAUAAAAUGACCCUGCUUGCACAGCACGGCAAACCAUAGUUAAUGGUAUACCGCAAACAUGCCUAUCUGAGUUGUUCACCUCCUUGCUGGUUGCAUGUGGAUGAAACAAGCCACAAUUUAGUGUUGCAUCCAAAUCAGGGAUGGUGGUUCAUUUUGCAACACAAUCUGUAAGCCGAGGUUUGUUCUUGGCUUGUACUGAUCAUGGUUUGUUGGGAGUGAAAUCAUCCAUGGAUCAAAUGUAACGCUAAGACAGGAGUUGUGGUCUGUUUCCUGUCUGUGCAAAUGGGAGGAGCAAAACUAACAUUGUUUGCUCGUAGGCCCAUGGUAUAGAAGACAUGCAAGUAUGGUCCACAUUGCUGUAGCUGAGUAUGUAGUAUCUUGGUUUAGAAGGAGACUUGGACUAGAUCACUGGUCUUCAAAUAGUGACUUGUGAUCCAUAGUUGGCCCAUAGAUGGUUCAUGGCAGUGCAUUCAUUGCCAAUUAUUAUUUUUAAAUUUAAGUUUAGUUUGUUGUUAAGUGACGUAGAGAAUGAUGACCAUAAUAUGGUGGUGUAUUAAAAACUGACCCUUUGUUCCAGGCAGAAGGUAAAUGGGGCCCCAAGUCUGAAAAGGUUAAGAUUGCUAGAGCAGAUGAACUUUUGCAGUUCCAUGAUUUUUAUCAUUUAUUGAUUCUGUGGCACCAAUAAGUCUUAUCAGGCUAAUUCCAAGAGAUUCCUUCAGUAUUCCCAUAAAAGUAGUUAUGAAUAGAGAGGAGGAACACAAAGGGUAGGCGAAACCUUGAAUACUUUUACUGUAAUUGUUUCAGACUAAAUGGCUGAGAGCGAUAAGCCAAGCAGUGGAUCAGGCCUUAAAAGGGACGACUGACUUGCCUCCUUAUGGAGUUAGCGGAAACAUUCAGAGGCAAGAGCCCCCUAUCUCACGGAGUGCCAAAUACACCUUUUACAAAGAUCCUCGGCUUAAGGACGCCACUUACAAUGGUCGAUGGCUUUCUGGGAAACCACACGGCAGGUGAAACUGUGCAAAUGUUUUUAUGUACAUGUUCGCUAGUUAAGAGGCUGUCCUGUUUACUUAAAACCAAGCAGAAAAGCACCAAUAAUAACAGGCCAAAAAAGAGAGAGAUUUUCACUAAUUGCAUGGAAAAUGUGCUGACAUCUGUUGCUACAGCAUCGCUUGCAUUUGGUGAAAAUGGUGAAAAUUGCUGCUAAAAACAUGCCUCGCAAGGAAGGAUUUUUUCUUUAACAUAUUGGACUUGGAAUAAAUCAUUUCAAGCACCUGAAGUUUCCCCCUGUUCUCUUCUUUUACAUCUUCUUCUCUUUCUUUUUGCUUAAAGCUAGGUAACAAGUGAAGAAAGGCAUGUAAAAAAGUGUUUAAAUCUGAAUAAAGCCAAGUACAAUAAAUGAAAAGCCUCCUACUCUAUGGCCACUUAACCCUGAGCUCUAAAACCUAGCCAGAAAAAAAUGCAGUAGUCCUUUGAACAAUGUAAUAGUCUUGCAUAAAACGUGUUAUGCUAAUUCAAAUGAGGAACUGGUCUAAUUAUGGCACUCUGUAUAUUUCAGGGGAGUUUUGAAAUGGGCAGAUGGAAGAAUGUAUUCUGGCAUGUUCAGAAGUGGCUUGGAAGAUGGGUAGGUACAAAGAGUUAAACCAAAUUUGGGGUUGGAGAAAGAGAAGUCUGUUUAUUACUUUAAAAUUUCUUACCACCAGCAAGGUGUUAGAUAACCUCCCUUUGGCUGAUGGAUUUAUUUGGCUGUCAAAAUAGUUUUUAGGAGUUUUGUGAAACUAACUCAAGUUGUCACAUCAUAUAUUGGGUUAUAUCCAGUGUGGUUCUUACUCAUAGUAGAACCAUUGAAAUGUAGUGGGCAUGACUAACGUAUAUCCAUUAAUUUCAAUGGAUCUGCUCAAAGGGCAACUUGGAUGCAACCCAUGCUUACCUGGGAGUAAGUCUCAGGUACUCAGGGUUUCAUUUUUAAUCACUGUAACAAGCAGCUUGCAAUGUAAAAUUGAACUCUCUCCUUCACCCCCUGUGUCCUUUUUUCUGUUCAACUGUUCAAACACCUUGCCAGAUUUGUGUGCAUGUUAGAAAUCUGGAUGGUGCUAAAAUAAAUGUACAUCCAUAGAGUGCUUGUGCAACUAUUGCAUUAUAGUAAUCCUUUGCAGCUGAAGCUCCUGAACAUGAAAGAUUGUAGCUGUGCACUGCUGGGCGGGGGGCGGGCGGAGGGGUUUGGGGUUGGGUCUGAGACAGCCAUGGUGUUAAACUGAAGAAUUCUAUUAUGUAGUAGUGUGCUUUUUUAAACAGUGUGUUAGGGAUUUGUCUGUAAGACACUUUCCUAAAACUUCUAUUUAGCCUUCUAUUUGACAGGUGAAAAUACCAGUGCUGUUUCUCAAGUGAUUUUCAUCACUUUACCUUCAAUUCAAAAUUUGUAUGAAAUUCUGGAGAGCUAAACUUGUUCUCUCAAGUCAAUGCAGUGUCAAAAAUAAAGCAGUCACAAUUUGAACUGCAUGCUUGGAAUUGUUGGCUGAAUCUAUUACGUGUGCUUAAAUUUAUCUAGCUACCAUUUCAGUUAUACAUGUAUAGAAAAGUGAUAUAUAGGUGUUUUAUAAUUGCCUAUCAUAUAAUUCAUUAACCGUCACUCUUUUACACAUAGUUCACAGACACAUAGUACAUUUUUAGUAUUAUUCAGUACAGUGGACGCUCGGGUUGCAAACAUGAUCCGUGUGGGAGGCACGUUUGCAACCCACAGCGCUGUGUCUGCACACCCGCGGGUUUGCGAUUCGGCGCUUCUGUGCAUGCACAAAGCGCAAUUUAGCGCUUCUGCGCAUGCGCAAGCUCCGAAACCCGGAAGUAACUCGUUCCGGUACUUCUGGGUUUGGCGCAGUGCACAACCCAAAAACACGCAACCUGAAGCAUCUGUAACCCAAGGUAUGACUGUACAUUUUACUCAGAAGUAAAUCUUACAAUGUUCAAUGGGUCUUACUGCCAAGUAGAUGUGUAUGGGAUUGCUGCUCUUUGUAUUAUAUUCUUGCUUUCUAGUUGCUCAGGACUGUUGUUGUUGUUUUCAUAUUGGCAGGCACGGUGAAUACAAAAUACCAAGCAAAAUACUGAACAAGUGUGACCGCUAUGUUGGAUAUUGGAAGGAGGGCAAAAUGUGUGGACAAGGCAUCUACAGGUAGUAUACAAAACAACAUGUGGAUUGUUUUAAAGGUCAUCGUGUGUAGUCCAAAAGAGAGCAGCAUUUAACCCACAAUGCACUUCAAAGGGCCACGUAACACACACACACAAACCAAUUCUUUCUAUGCAAAACCUUUCCAGGUAGGAACAGCAUGAAACCCCUAUGAAGAUCGCCAUGUGUAGCAGUUUUCACUCACGAACACAUUUCGUUGUGUGAACACCUCCUGGGAAGUUGCAUUUUGCCUUGUGUCCAUGCAGUGAAAUAUACAUGUGCCCAUGUUGCUUCACACAACAGUCUGUGCAUAGAUGUGAUACCAUAUCUGUUCAUGCUCUUUUUGCACAGAACUACAUAAUCCACAAUAUGGCACAUCUCCAUUCCCCACCCUCCCCCAAAACUCAUCACUGGAAAUAAUUGUCCUGUUUUCACAUUCCUGCCAAAAAUGUUGUUUUCUGUGUGCAGAGGGGGAGAGAGAUAACACUCUUUUAUUUCAGCUAUGCCACUGGAGAAGUGUAUGAAGGGAGCUUUCAGGAUAACAUGCGUCAUGGGCAUGGUCUCCUGCGCAGUGGGAAACUGACAUCUACCUCUCCCAGUAUGUUCAUUGGCCAGUGGGUCAUGGAUAAGAAGACUGGAUAUGGAGUAUUUGACGAUAUCACAAGGUAAAUAGAUUCUGAGCAUUCUAAAAACCUAUGCUAAGUAGUUGCUUAUCCCUCUAGUUUACUUGAAUAAAAUCACUAACAAGAUGACAUGGAAUGCAAUCUAAAACUUGUAUGCCAGCAAUCAAUCACCUGCCUUUGUUUAACUCAUGAGCUAUUGCUUUAACUCAUGAGCUAUUGCUGCAAUCUGCUCCGAUUGUAUAUUUUAUCUUUAUGAGCGCUGUUUUUAUUGUGUUAUGUUAUGUGAGCUGGUCUUUGACCGUAAUAAAUUAUCUCAAUUAUCUCUCACCUGCCUUUGAACUUACUAAUUUAUAUUUUAGCUCAGCGUUCAUGUUUCAUAAACCUUAAUAUAAGUCCUCUUUGGAAAUACUGAAAAGUGUGAUAACAUACAAUUAAAAAUAAUAAUGGCAAACAUACGAAAAUGAUACAUAAACUGCAGUUAAGAUGUACAGUAGUUUGUGCCCUCCCCCCAACCCCAUUAUAGAGCUUUGAUGUGACCCUAAUAAUUGCCAAAAAGGCUUCUCAGCUGGUAGGGUAGUAUGUCUGUUGUUUAGUUGUCAGAGUCUCACAGAACAGGAGAUGGUAUGGUGAGCCUUAUUUCUUAAAAUUUAGAUCGCUUUGGCCCUUAAUCCCUUCUUGUCUCUCUCUUCAGGGGAGAAAAAUAUAUGGGAAUGUGGCAAGAUGACCUUGGCCAGGGCAAUGGUGUUGUGGUUACACAGUUUGGACUGUAUUAUGAAGGAGCCUUUAGCAGCAAUAAAAUGAUGGUGAGUACUGUACAAACCAGUGUCUUAUGGUUGAAGGAGCAUUCCCAGCAGUCCCUAACCUUACUCUGUUUUUUGGUGCUCAACGUAUAAAAAUAAAAAUUCACUCCCUUUUUUCAAAGUAGCGUUUAUGCCAGAUUGGAUCCAGACUACCUGUGAGCAGUUCCUCUCUUGGGGUGCUCCCAAUGGUAGAAGAGCAGAGGAGGCAAUUUUUGCUAGUUACCCCUCCUCUUCCUGCAACCCCCUAUACUCCAAUGAAAAUCUGCUCUGGAGGGUUGGGGGACUGAGGAGGACAGGGCAGAAGGAAAAAGGAAUAGGUGAAAAUUGCCUUCUUCCCUCCUCCACCUUUUUCCAUUGUGAGUCUCCACUGGAUCUCUGCCCUUCCCGCUAAGGACAAGUUUGGAUCCAGCACAUUGACUGUUCUGUAUCUUUGUGUUGCGGCUACUGUAAAAAUAUACAUCUUCCUGCAUUUUUCUUCCCUAAUACUACUCUGUGUUUAUGUGAGCUAUUCAGAACAGGGCUUGUAAUGAUUAUGAUACUGCUUUAUGUAGGGGACUGGUGUCUUGCUUUCUGAAGAUGACACAGUGUAUGAAGGAGAGUUUUCAGAUAAUUGGACUCUUAAUGGAAAGGUUAGUAAAUCAUAUUUUGGGGGAUUGCUUUUUUUUGAGUAGAGCAGUUUUUCAAAAUGAGUCAUUUCAUUCUUUUUUUACUCUCUUCUCUCCCCUCCCCUCCAUCCCUUCUUCAAAGGGAAGACUGACUUUGCCAAAUGGAGACAAUAUUGAAGGUAUUUUCAGUGGCGAGUGGGGAUCUGGGAUAAAGAUUGCUGGAACCUACUUCAAACCCAGUUUGUACGAUCAUGAGAAGGACCGACCCAAAACCCUGUGAGUGAAUGGGAGUUGGCUUCUGUUUAGACUGUAUCGUGUCUUUGUCUGUAGCUAGCCAUGGUACCUGAGCCCUAGCACUGAUUUGAAUGCAAAGUAGGUUGCAGAUCACAGCCUUGUUUGCCCAACUCUAGUUGUUUAUUUCCAGCUCCUCUGCUUGGUUAGGCAAUGGUAAUAGUACAGCAUCAUUGCCAAGUCCUCAUGCGGAUUUCAGAUUUGAGUGGAACACUACAGGUUUUGUCUGAGGUGCUUGGAAGACAAUGGGGUCAAGAGAUACAAUGCUUGUUCUUUAGAAAAGGCUAAAAGUGGUGAAAGUUCUGUAAGUCAUAUGAUAUCUGAGCAGCUGGUGACCAGUGUGAUGAAAGUGAAAACGUAGCAGCUGUAUUUUGGGGGCUGCAAUUGGUCACUGGCACUUAAAGAGUGAGGGCCUCUACCCUUACACAGGCAGUAGAAAUAGAGGUUCCUAUAAACAGAACGUGGGACGCAGGUGGCGCUGUGGUCUAAACCACUGAGCCUCUUGGGCUUGCCGAUCGGAAGGUCGGCAGAUCAAAUCCCCACAACAGGGUGAGCUCCCAUUGCUUGGUCCCAGCUCCUGCCAACCUAGGCACACCAAAAAGUGCAAGUACAGUGGUACCUCUGGUUAUGUACUUAAUUCGUUCCGGAGGUCCGUUCUUAACCUGAAACUGUUCUUAACCUGAAGCACCACUUUAGCUAAUGGGGCCUCCCGCCGCCGUGCGAUAUCUGUUCUCAUCCUGAAGCAAAGUUCUUAACCCAAGGUACUAUUUCUGGGUUAGCGGAGUCUGUAACCUGGAGCAUAUGUAACCCGAGGUACCACUGUAGGUAAAUAGGUACCGCUCUGGCAGGAAGCUAAACGGCAUUUCCGUGCCCUGCUAUGGUUUCGGUGUUCCGUUGCGCCAGAAGCGGCUUAGUCAUACUGGCCACAUGACCUGGGAAAACUGUCUGCAGAUAAACUGCGUAUCCCUCGGCCUGUAAAGCAAGAUGAGCGCUGCAACUCCAGAGUCGUCCACGACUGAACUUAACUUUACCUUUUUAUGUAUAUAUAUAUACAUAAACAGAAAGGGACAUGGGUGGCGCUGUGGGUUAAACCACAGAGCCUAGGACUUGCCGAUCAGAAGGUCGGCGGUUCGAAUCCCUGCAGCGGGGUGAGCUCCCGUUGUUCAGUCCCUGCUCCUGCCAACCUAGCAGUCCGAAAGCACGUCAAAGUGCAAGUAGAUAAAUAGGUACCGCUCUGGCGGGAAGGUAAACGGCGUUUCUGUGCGCUGCUCUGGUUUGCCAGAAGCGGUUUAGUCAUGCUGGCCACAUGACCCGGAAGCUGUACGCCAGCUCCCUCGGCCAAUAAAGCGAGAUGAGCACUGCAAUCCCAGAGUCAGUCACGACUGGACCUAAUCGUCAGGGGUCCCUUUACGUUUACCUUUACAUAAACACAACUGGAAAUGCAUCUGUGCAGUGGUUGGACUGCACAGCCCAUUUUGAUUCAUAAUGGAUGUUUUCAGGCAUUUUUAUAAGUCAUCGGAGAGAUGCUGUUGGGGAAUAGGUGCCUGUCAGACUUGUGCAACAGUACAUGAUUGUCAUCUCUGAAGAACACUGGUGUGGCUGUCAGUUUUAAGUCAUACAGUACCCAUUAUACAUAGCUGUGGCUGUUUUUAAAUUGUUAAACAAAAUGUAUGUCUAUUUUAUAUUUAUGGACAGCAUAAGACUUUAUUUCUCCCCGCCUCGCCCGCUUUGGCUUUUAUUUAUGAUGCUGUUAAUUACUUUUGACAUCACUGAUGCUCAAAUCUGACUGUGAGUCAGGCUUUCCUGCCAAACUUAGCAAACUUCUUAGGGAGCUGCUUUUUACCUCACUAGGGGGUCUAUGAAUAAAUGUAUGCAGGUGCCUCUGAAGCAAGGAUUGUUGGCUGUCUUAAGUUCAGAAUUUAUUGCUUGAUUUUUUUCUAAGAAAUAGUUAAUGCUGCUCACUUGUCUAAUGCAGCACAGAGAGAAUCAGAUUCUCUGCUUUUAAGCAAAGGCCUUGAAGUUACCGUAAGUUAUUAUUAAAAUAAUGCUUCUGGUCUUCAUCCCACAAUCCUUUGAUCCUUACCACCUCAUCUUUUCAGCUUGGGCACUAUUAACUGUCCUGGUUAUUGAUAUAAUAAAUAACAAUUCAUUUAUGAAUCAUCUCCCAUGAAACGCCCCCAAGUGAUGGACAAUAAAAACCAUUUCAGCAAUUGUCAGACGGUCCAACAUUAGCUAAUGUGUCUUAUUAAUUAACAGCAAGCUUGAGAUGUUGAAGAGUGGGGGGGGGGGAUGUUUCUGCCCUGCUCCACCCCAUAAUGUUCUAGAUCUGCAUGCUCUUAGGAGAAAUUUCUGGUCCGCACAUCUCUUAAGGCGUUUCAUUGAGAAUUGCGAUUCUUGUGGUUAAAAUGUCCCCAGGCGGAAGCUUGGAAACCUUGCUGUUCCUGCUGAUGAAAAAUGGAAGGCGGUGUUUGAGGAAUGCUGGCAUCAGCUAGGCUGUGAGCAACCAGGCCAAGGGGACAGGUGGAAAGCUUGGGAUAACAUUGCUGUUGCCCUGACAACCAAUCGGCGUCAACACAAAGACAGGUUAGUGGUGAGGGACACUUGUACUUCAGGAAACAGCAGAAAAAAAUAUCAAGUGAAGUUCGGCCAUCAUUUUAAAUUUACAUUAAGAUUUUUAAAAACGGCUUACUGGAAGUUUGCUAUGGAUAUAUAUUGUAAUAUAUGUAGUAUCACAGCAUUUGUGUACAUUUAAAAAAAGUGUACAUGUAAAAAAUCUGCCAUUUUGUGUGUGGAAACUUCAGCAAUUCUAGUGUUUUAUGAAUCUAUUAGGUACUGACAGAAUGUUAGUGUGGUGGCAAGAGCCUUUAGUUAGCAUAGUUGAUCACAUACUGCCCAGGAUUAUUUUUAAAUUAGUAAAUUAUAGGAAAAAAUUCUUAAGAGAGAAGAUGGAUGUAAAAAAGGAGGAAAUGUUUCAGAGCAGAUAUGAAGGUUUUCAGCAGGUUAGAACAAAUGGCUAGAAAGAGCUAUUCCAAUUGGCAAGAAUUAAGGGCAAGUACAUUAUACAGUGGCAUACUUUAAAUAGGGAAGGGUGAUAUCCACAUGAGCAGCCCUGUGACAGAAGCAGAAAAGUAUUAUUUUUGUACACUUAAGAAAAUCUGUACCUUGUGGGAUAUUAGGAAACAAUAGUGUAGUUAUUGGACAGAGAGGAAGGAAUGAGUGUGGCAAAUUUAAUGGGUACUGUAAUAUUAAGAUGACAGAAAGAGCUAGUAUAAUUUAUUGCAUUUUUCAGUAUCUCUGGUUUUCAGGAUUUGUAAUUAUUUUUCUUUUCUCAUGUGUGUUUUUAGGCUUACUUAUUAUUUAGCUCUUUACAGUUGGUUGGUUUGUAGCUACUUGACCCAUGUGUGUUUCCUAUAUAGCUUAUAACUAUAUCGCUUCCAUUGUUGCAGCCCAGAACUGUUAAGUAGAUCUCAUGCGCAAACUUUGGAGAGCUUGGAGUUCAUUCCAAAACACGUUGGUGCCUUCACACUCGAAAAAUACGACAACAUUAAGAAAUAUCUCAUAAAGGUAUUGUGACUGUUGUUAAAUAAGUUCUUAUCUAUAAGCUGCGACACAAGCAGGGAACACACUGUGUUCAGUAAACGGGACCUGCAUGCAUUCCUACUAUAAAGUGAGGAUUUUUUCCACAAAUAAUAAAUUUAUAAGAGCACUAUUUCCAGUUCUCCCCCCAGGUCUGCUAUAAACUCCUACAGAUUGCAGUCUUUGGUAUAAUUUCCAGAUGAUACUAGAGCAGAGGUCAGCAAACUUUUUCAGCCGGGGGCCGGUCCACUGUCCCUCAGACCUUGUGAGGGGCCGGACUAUAUUUUAAAGAAAAAUAAUGAACAAAUUCCUAUGCCCUCAAAUAACCCAGAGAUGCAUUUUAAAUAAAAGCACACAUUCUGUGCAUGUAAAAACACCAGGCAGGCCCCACAAAUAAUCCAGAGAUGCAUUUUAAAUAAAAAGACACAUUCUACUCAUAUAAAAACACGCUGAUUCCCGGACCGUCUGCGGGCCAGAUUUAGAAGGAGAUUGGGCCGGAUCCGGCCCCCCGGCCUUAGUUUGCCUACCCAUGUACUAGACUAGAGCAUUGAUAUUGUAAUAAUAAUAAUAAUAAAAUAAAAUUUAUUUAUACCCCGCCCUCCCCAGCUAAGGCCGGGCUCAGGGCAGCUAACAAGCAAUAAUAAAAACAAGUUGAAUGAAUACAACUUAAAAACAAGAUUAAAAUACAUUGAAACAUUGAAACAUUAAAAUGCAGCCUCAUCACAGGAGGAGAAAGGGGAAAAGAUAGAGGGCGAGGGAAUCAAAUUGACUCCAAGCCAAAGGCCAGGCGGAACAACUCUGUCUUACAGGCCCUGCAGAAAGAAAUCAGAUCCUGUAGGGCCCUGGUCUCAUGAGACAGAGCGUUCCACCAGGCGAGAGCCAGUGUUGAAAAAGCCCUGGCUCUGGUUGAGGCUAAUCUAACUGUACUCUAAUAUUGUAGAGUAAAUGUUCUUCUUUUCUAUAAGAUGGGUAAGGUAAAGGUAAAGGGACCCCUGACCGUUAGGUCCAGUCGUGACCAACUCUGGGGUUGCGGUGCUCAUCUCGCUUUAUUGGCCGAGGGAGCCGGCGUACAGCUUCCGGGUCCUGUGGCCAGCAUGACUAAGCCGCUUCUGGUGAAUCAGAGCAGCGCACGGAAACGCCGUUUACCUUCCCGCCGGAGCGGUACCUAUUUAUCUACUUGCACUUCAAUGUGCUUUUGAACUGCCAGGUGGGCAGGAGCAGGGACCGAGCAAUGGGAGCUCACCCCGUCGCGGGGAUUCGAACCGCCGACCUUCUGAUCGGCAAGUCCUAGGCUCUGUGGUUUAACCCACAGCGCCACCCGCGUCCCAUAAGAUGGGUAGGUUAUGUAUAUUGUUUGAACAGCCAUUGCUUUAAACAAAGAGCCUUAAAUAAAUAUGAGUGUUGCAAUCAAGACUCUGCUUCUUUAUGUAGCCGCCUAAUUCUCUGACCCUUUUCUUUUUAGGCGUGUGAUACUCCCCUGCAUCCUUUGGGGAAACUUGUUGAGACCCUAGUUGCUGUAUAUCGAAUGACAUAUGUAGGCGUGGGAGCUAAUCGGCGGCUGUUGCAGGAAGCAGUCAGGGAAAUUAAAUCCUACCUCAAACGCAUCUUCCAGCUAGUCAGGUAAGAAAAAAACCAGUGAACUUUGUCUCUCAUUUAGUGUAAAACCUUUAUACUUCCACCUUUCUCUUUUAACAAACAUGCAUAAAGAAAUGCAUUUGUGCAGAAAAGCUGAUCAUCCAGCAGCUGUUGAAUUGUUGCUAGGUUCCCCUGCAAGAAAGAAAAACGAAGAGAAUUAUUUGAAGAGAAUUAUAUUUGAAAAAAUGGUUGCAAACCUUGUUAAGAAUUUUUGACACAGUUUGGUGAGUUGUGGUUAAUUUUACACGUGUUUUGAUUUUAAGGUUCCUGUUCCCUGAUCUUCCUGAAGAAGGCAGUUCAAUCCCACUUUUGGUGACUGAGACCAAAGGAAGGAGAUCAUUCUGUAGUGGGAAAAAUGACUCCAGGCCAGAAUCUCCGGAACCAGGGUAUGUAGAUAAAAAUCUGUUUAGAAUGCUUGACAAGGGGUGGUAGGAUCGGGGAGGAAGCUCUCCAUAUCUGCUCCUUCUCUGAUCAGUGGCUGGGGCGAGACUAGUCCUCCCUUUGCUGUGGUGAUAUUCCUGAGCUCAGUGUGUACAUGUGCACACCUCAUAGUGUCAGUUGUUCCUCACAUACAAAUAUGGAACACAAUUGUUCCAUAUUUAGGGGCUGUGAUGUCAUCCAACAAGGACAGACAUUUAAGCUGCUCAGGAGCUUAAGACCUGAACAGGGGAUUGCUCUUUGUGGAAAAAGGAGCAGAGUUUGGGGAGUGAAUUUCCUAUCACACCCACCCACCUUUCCUUGGACUGGUUGCCUUUCUUCUUCAACAUGUGUUGUUGAUAGGACAGGUUGGUAAUUAUCUAGGGGACGAGGGUUCAACAAGAAAGACCUGGUUAUGUUUAGAAUGAUACCGCAUAGACAAAUGUUCCCUGAUACCAAGAUGAGGGAUUCGUUGGAAUGCAGAUAGAGAGAAUUGAUAAGAAUAAAUGAUCUGUUGUGACCUUGACGGAAGUGUACAAUAGAUGAGCCUUCUUGUUUUGGCUCAUCUUCCUCUCUUUCCCCCCCUUCUUUUUUCCUUUUUUUCCCUUUUUUAUUUCUUUUUCUUUCCCCCCCUCAUUCUUCUUCUUCUUCUUUCCUUUUUCUUUUUUCUUUCCCAUAAUGGCUUAUGUUUUACGCCAUGUACUUUGAUAUUUUUUGUAGAUUUUUAGCUUUUUUCAUUAUUAUUAUUAUUAUUACUAAAAAAUCUUCUUUUGUAAUUUUGGUUGUCUAUAUUUAUAUGUAUUUGUGUCAGGGAACUGCCAUCGGCUCAGGGGGGAGAGGGGAAAAGCCGGAUGGAUUACAGAGAGCCCCCAAAGAUCGUGGGAAGCAGCUCCUCCUCCACGGAGGAGGGUAACCACGCCUCCAGUGGAGAGGAGCUUCAGGGCUCGGAGGAGGCGAGGCGGUGCCAGGACACCUUGCCUGGGCAGGGAGGAGAGAGGUCCUCCAUUACCCACACCCUCCUUGCCCAGUAGCCUUCCGCGCCGAGCGGGGAGGUGCAGACUGGGUGUCAAGAAACUACUCUGCUGGGGAAGGUUUAAGGACUCACGGAUUCUGCCAGGAAUGAGCCAGCCACGGGAGAGUUUAUUUUGGCAUCAAAAGCGAGGCUUCACAGCCGAAGAGGGAGGCAUUUGCCUGCUUGCUCUCGAGCAACCCCUUGGAACCCCAACAAUUUGUUUAAAGCAAAAUAAAAGUAUUUUAAAAAAAGGAAAAAGAAGAUAGGACAGGUUGAGGAGAGCCGAGCCAUAUAAUAAAGAUUUCUGUGAGCUGCCCCUCGUUCAUCCAAAGCUCUUCCUUCAUUUUGUGUUUUUCAGCUAUGUGGUCACAAGCUCUGGGUUGCUGCUUCCUGUGUUGCUACCGCGACUCUACCCUCCUUUAUUCAUGCUGUACGCCUUAGACAAUGAGCGAGAGGAAGAUGUUUACUGGGAGUGUGUCCUGCGUCUGAACAAACAACCAGACAUGGCUCUGUUGAGCUUUUUGGGGGUGCAAAUGUAAGCAUGCUUCAGUUUCUCCUGGCUAGAGAAUGCAGUACAGUGGUACCUCGGGUUAAGUACUUAAUUAGUUCUGGAGGUCCGUUCUUAACCUGAAACUGUUCUUAACCUGAAGCACCACUUUAGCUAAUGGGGCCUCCUGCUGCUGCCGGAGCACGAUUUCUGUUCUCAUCCUGAAGCAAAGUUCUUAACCCGAGGUACUAUUUCUGGGUUAGUGGAGUCUGUAACCUGAAGCGUAUGUAACCCGAGGUACCGCUGUACUUAUUUCCUGUUUGUUACUGUCGGGGGAUUAAUUGUCACCUCUCAUAAAGGAGAUUUUGGACACGGGUGGCGCUGUGGGUUAAACCACAGAGCCUAGGACUUGCCGAUCAGAAGGUUGGCGGUUUGAAUACCCGCGACGGGGUGAGCUUCCGUUGCUCGGUCCCUGCUCCUGCCAGCCUAGUAGUUCGAAAGCACCUCAAAGUGCAAGUAGAUAAAUAGGUACCGCUCCGGCGGGAAGGUAAACGGCGUUUCCAUGCGCUGCUCUGGUUUGCCAGAAGCAGCUUAGUCAUGCUGGCCACAUGACCCGGAAGCUGUAUGCCGGCUCCCUCAGCCAAUAAAGCGAGAUGAGCGCCGCAACCCCAGAGUUGGUCACGACUGGACCUAAUGGUCAGGGGUCCCUUUACCUUUACCUUACCCAUCUUAUAGAAAAGAAGAACAUUUACUCUACAAUAUUAGAGUACAGUUAGAUUAGCCUCAACCAGAGCCAGGGCUUUUUCAACACUGGCUCUCGCCUGGUGGAACGCUCUGUCUCAUGAGACCAGGGCCCUACAGGAUCUGAUUUCUUUCUGCAGGGCCUGUAAGACAGAGUUGUUCCGCCUGGUUUGCCAGAAGCAGCUUAGUCAUGCUGGCCACAUGACCCGGAACCUGUAUGCCGGCUCCCUCGGCCAAUAAAGCGAGAUGAGCGCCGCAACCCCAGAGUCGGUCACGACUGGACUUAAUGGUCAGGGGUCCCUUUACCUUUAUAAAGGAGAUUUAGAGCUCUCCAAAGUCUUUUGGGCAGAAGGCUGAGAUUUCCUUGCUCCGCUGGUUUUCAUAUGGCCAAGCCACAAAGAAAUUUGCAUUCUUCACAUAACUCAUCUUUGCUCUUAAGCCAGCCUUCCCCAACCUGGUGUCCUCCCAGAUGUUUCAGACAGCAACUCCCAGCAGCAUCAGUGGAAGUUCCAAUCCAAUGGCAUCUGGAGGGCACCAGGUCCAGGAAGCUUGCAUUAAGAUGAGCCAGAAAGUUUUUGCUUUGAUCCCCUCAUUUGACUGAUCCAGAUAUAUGAGGAAAUUCCACUAUGCUAAGAACCUGAAACCUCAGUUAUAUAUUUGUAAGGAAGUGUGUUAGAAAACAAAUUCUUUUGUUUAACAUCCUUUCUUCCAUGACUGGAAAAUAAUUAACUAUACUCAUGGUACUUCUUUCAGGAAAUUUUGGCCAACGAAAACCUGCAUUCUUGGUGAAAAUAGAAAGGUAUGUUAUAUUUCAUCUGGAGUUCUCUUAACUGCAUAUCUUUGAUAGCCUUUGAAAUAAAGCUAGACUGCAGUCACUGUGUGUGUCAGUUUUAAUACAUUGCUGUUUUGGUUAGCACUUGACAUUUAUAUGUCCAAUCGUUUUUACAGUUUACAGUGUACAGUUCUUCUAGAUGCAUGGCUCCAAGGACAUGUAAUAUUUAUCGUUAUCUUUCCUGUCGUUAUUUCACAAGUGAUUUUUUAAAAUGAUCUCCAAAUCAUUGCUUCAUUAAAAGAUACAGUACAAUCUAAUUAUUCAUUGAUUUGGGUGGAGGCUUUCUGUGGUUUCCUUUUAGAUGUUCAUAUUCUGCAUGUGGUUAUGUUGCACUUUUUCUAUUAAAGCAAAAGCAAUAAUCCUUCCAUAUGGAAUUUAUAAAGUGCAGGUGUCCAGUUGGUACAUUCUGCACGCCAGAGGCAGGCCACGGUGUUGUUGCUAAUCAGGGGAAAAGUGAGAAAACUUCGCAUUUUGCAGACUAGGCGCCUUUGUGCCAGCACAGCCUGAUGAUAUCAUUUUGUGCCCAUCCUGACUGCUAGCAUCUAUAGAGCACAAGUGUGCAACCAUGAUGAAGCUGAGAUUUUUGGACAUGGCUCAGAAAGAACAGGGCAGCAGCAUGUCACCAACUUGAUAUUCCCAGCCACAGUUAUGUCUUGGCUUGGUUCUCAUAAAGUGGGGACCCAAAGUAUUUUGUAAGAUGAUAAUAUUCACUGAAGGAUUUUGAGAGUUGCAUUGCUCAAGCGCAGAUGUCUAUCACUAACUAGAUAAUUGUUCAAGUUGACCCUCUUCUUUCAUUUUAAUUGAUCAAAUUUACACAUGACAGAAUCACAGCUUUAAUUCUCUUUUUAAUAUAGUGACGAUAUAGAAGUAAGGAUGAGCAGAGCAAUCAAACUCCCUGUCAAUUUUGCAUGUGUUCAUUCAUAAGUCUGUUCUGUCUUGUUUUCACGUUACGCAAAUUUUUAAAACCCCCCACAAACAAUCCGUUUGAAUACAGUACAUAUUUUAUCAUAAAAUAAAAAUUUAAAAAUUCUCACAAUGUACCCAUGGCUAAAAUCUAUUUUAUCCUAACCUAUGCAUGUGAAACUGGGACGCAGGUGGCACUGUGGGUUAAACCACAGAGCCUAAGACUUGCCGAUCAGAAGGUCGGCGGUUUGAAUCCCCGUGAUGGGGUGAGCUCCCAUUGGUCAGUCCCUGCUCCUGCCCACCUAACAGUUUGAAAGCACAUCAAAGUGCAAGUAGAUAAAUAGGUACCACUCUGGCGGGAAGGUAAACGGCGUUUCCGUGCGCUGCUCUGGUUUGCCAGAAGCGGCUUAGUCAUGCUGAACACAUGACCCGGAAGCUGUACGCCGGCUCCCUCGGCCAAUAAAGCGAGAUGAGCGCCGCAACCCCAGAGUCGGCCACGACUGGACCUAAUAGUCAGGGGUCCCUUUACCCUUUUUAUGCAUGUGAAAACACUCCCCUCCCCCCGAAACCAAGAAUUGAGUAGCUAAAUUCAGAGGUGUUCAGAAUUGAAACUUUACUUAUGUCACAUAUAAUAACAUUCUAAUCGGAACAUUAAUCUGGGAGGUGAGGAUCGGGUCUGUUUGCACUGCAGUUCACAGAAAUCAAAUUCCUCAAGCAUCCCUAAAUGUAAGACAAACUAAAGCAUAAAGCUCACAGCCCUGAUGUGCACUGUUGAAAAUAUAGUCCCCCCCCCCCCAUUUGAAGUAGCCUUCUCUAAACUGGAAGUCAUGCAGAAACUGAACUAUUGUGGUGCUCUAGAAGUUAAGAUUUAUUGCGGUCUUAAUCCAGCAUCUCUGAUUACUUCUGAAAUUGGUGUGAUGAAUUAUUCUAUCCAAUACGCUGUUAGAAAUCAUAAUCAUAGGUUUUCAUUCUUAUGCUUAGGUAUUGCCAAAUACAAAAGAUGCCUGUUUUGCUUCAGCAGUGGAGUGCUUACAGCAGAUCAGGUAAUCUUGAACAUUGACUCUUUAUUGCCCUGUCUUUUAGUCCUAGUCAGUAGCACUACUUCCACUUGGUAAUCUGAGGAUUCUGGUCUUAGGCUUUGGUGGUAACACAUUUGUUGGAAGCAAGCCCCAUUGUGAGGGACGCGGGUGGCGCUGUGGGUUAAACCACAGAGCCUAGGACUUGCCGAUCAGAAGGUCGGCAGUUUGAAUCCCCACGACGGGGUGAGCUCCCGUUGCUCAGUCCCUGCUCCUGUUCGAAAGCACGUCAAAGUGCAAGUAGAUAAAUAGGUACCGCUCCGGCAGGAAGGUAAACGGUGUUUCCGUGCGCUGCUCUGGUUCGCCAGAAGCGGCUUAGUCAUGCUGGCCACAUGACCUGGAAGCUGCAUGCCGGCUCCCUCGGCCAAUAAAGCGAGAUGAGCGCCGCAACCCCAGAGUCGGCCACGACUGGACCUAACGGUCAGGGGUCCCUUUACCUUUACCUUUAAGCCCCAUUGUACACAGAGAGACUUGCUGCCGAGUGAGCUCGAAGCAUAUAAUGUAUCACAAUUUAAUGUGUCACUGUGUAGAGCAGCCUUCUCCAACUGGAGCCCUCUGGAUAUUUUGGACUGCCACUUCCAACAUCCCUGAUCAUUGGCCACUACGGAUAAGGUUGAUGGGAGUUGUAGUCCAAAGCAUAUGAAAAGCACCAGAGUUUUGUUCUUCAGCCUAUUUCUUGCUUUCAUUUAUGUGCCAAAUUAAAAGGUGCAGUUCUCUUGUAUUGGCUUUUUGACCGCUUCAUCUCUGUAUAGGUAAAUCCUUUGUCUGCAUCAAGGUAUCAGAAACUACUGUUUUCUUCAAAGUGGAAACUUGGGUUGUGUGUUUGAUUUUCUUCUUAGAGAAUGGGGUAAAACUGAAUUCACUCGCAACUAUUUUACUGCCUUAUUGAAAUCUUUCAAGAAUUUGCCUUGCCAGCAUCACAAAUGCUUUAAUUUUGCCUUUUUAAAAAAAAUGUCUUCCUAAUAGUACAACUUUUACACCUGCUGACAAACUGAAGGUGAUCCAGCAGACUUUUGAGGAGAUCUCACAGAGCGUCCUUGAGAGUCUUCAUGAGGAUUUCCUUUGGUCGAUGGAUGAUUUGUUUCCUGUUUUUCUGUAUGUGGUGCUACGAGCCAGGUGGGCAACUGUUUAAUUUUUGCAAAUGCAGUGAAUCUUGUCAUUUGCAAUUGCAAUGAAUACUCAUAGAAUUGUAGAAUUGGAAGGGACCACGAGGGACAUCUAGUCCAAACCCCUGUACUGCAGGAAUCUUUUGCCCAAAGUCGGGCUCUGACUCAUGACCCUGAGAUUAAGAAUCUCAUGCUCUGGCAACUGAGCCAAGAUAGGUGAAAUGCUUAAUUAAACAAAGUUCUGGAUCUAAGUGGACUAAAUCAAUGUGUCCCACUCACAUUUUAUUGAUUACAUGGGGCUGAGAUAACACCACUGUUGGCUCUGAUCCAGUGGCAGUAGCACAAUACUUCUUCAUCUGUUACAUGAGGGGGGAUAUACCUUUGCUCUGGGGAAUAGCUAUCUUGUUACCCUGCCUUUUGUAUUUCAGUGGUGAUAGGUGGGUGGCGUAUGGGACGUGGGUGGCACUGUGGGUUAAACCACGGAGCCUAGGACUUGCCAAUCAGAAAGUCGGCGGUUCGAAUCCCCGCGACGGGGUGAGCUCCCGUCGCUCGGUCCCUGCUCCUGCCAACCUAGCAGUUCGAAAGCACGUCAAAGUGCAAGUAGAUAAAUAGGUACCGCUCCGGCGGGAAGGUAAAUGGCGUUUCUGUGCGCUGCUCUGGUUCGCCAGAAGCGGCUUAGUCAUGCUGGCCACAUGACCCAAAAGCUGUAUGCCGGCUCCCUCGGCCAAUAAAGCGAGAUGAACGCCGCAACUCCAGAGUCGGCCACGACUGGACCUAAUGGUCAGGGGUCCCUUUACCUUUACUUUAGGUGUGCACUCUGUACUCUUGGUGAAGUCUUGUAAAAUAGUGGCUGGUUGAUUUAAACAGCUGUUCCCUUUUUGUGGCAGGAUCAGGAAUUUGGGUUCUGAAGUGCAUUUGAUUGAGGACCUCAUGGAUCCAUAUCUCCAACAUGGGGAGCAAGGCAUUAUGUUCACUACUCUGAAGGCAAGCCUAUAAAUAAUAUCCUUAUUUAAGAUAUUGUUUAUUUAUUUAUUUUCUGUAUACACCAUUUAUAUUUAGACUUGUUUGAACUAUCAAUCGGAUCUCUCACCUGCUUUGAUUGCAAAUACAACGUUCUUACCUUUAGUCCUUAAUCUUUGUAAUCAGCAGUAGCUGCUAACUAGGAAAUCUGAAAACCACAAAGCUGUGCUAACUUGCUGAUAACUGAUUUUAUUGGUAAUAUUGUAUUUCAUGUAAACACCUUAAAGGUUUUGAUGAUUAAGAUGUAUAUAAAUCCUGUUAAAUAAAAAUAAUAAAGUAGCUCAACCCACAUAAUCCAACCCACAUAAAAGAAUGCUAAUUGUCAUUUUUUUAAAAAACCUUAUUUGCAGGCAUGUUAUUACCAGAUUCAACACGAGAAGCUCACCUAAACAAUUCACCUAAAUAUAGAAGACACCGAUGAACACAGCUUUAGUCUUCUUCACAGAAAUGCACUUACGAUGGACUGAGAAUCUUUAUGCGGUGGAUGCAGUUCUGAGGCCUUUAAAAAAGAGAAAAAGCAGAGGCCAAUAUCAGUGGAGGAAAAGAAAAUCUAUAAGAAGCAAAAAUAAGGUUUUCAAGGCAGCUCUCGGAGAAAAAAUAUUUGCCCUUCAAAGUGGCGAAGUGUUUUUUCCCAUCUCUUCACAAAAGCAAUGGGUAGUGUGGCAUCUACAUGGAAUUCAUAUAAAAGCAUAGUCCGGAAAUAUGUUGCUUGUUAUUCUGAAGAGACUGUCUGAGCUUCCUGAGGAUUGAAGUGCACUAUGGAACCACACAGUGUCUUUCUAAGUUAAACUCCCUGGGUCUGCGUAUCCACUAAGAUCUGUCUACAGAACUCAUGGCUUUCCUACUUCUGAUCCAUGGCAAUCCAAGACUGGCAAUCCAAGACUUAAGAUGUACUGAAUGUACAAUUCAUGUGACUGGAGCAGUUUCAUUACACAGAUUGCAGAAGGCUAGCAAUGUGGUCUGUCGGAAUAAGUAUAUGCUUGGUCAUGCCUGAGAUGUUGGCUUAGUAUGCAGGGACCUAGAGUACCUGGAAGGAAACACUUUUUUUUUUGUUCAAAUGUUAUUUUUUUGUUGAAGUAUUGUUUAAAGAAGAGAGCCACAAAACAUUCAUGCCCUUGUUCUUGUGACUUUUCCUUUGGUGUAUGUGGAUAAUGUUAGCUGACAUCUUGGAUAAAACAGGUGCUGUCCUUCACUAUGUCUGUCACAGAUGUGGGAGAUAUGAAAAAUAUUCUAGUUGAAUUAACAAGUUAAUACAGACAAUGCCGAUAACUUCUGGAAAUCUGAAUCAUGGCUUUUGUGUAGCUCCUUUAUUUAAAAAAAAUAUAUGGUGGGAUCAGUGGCUGUAAAUGGAGCAAUUUUCAUAAUAAAGAAUAAUUCUGUGA
Molecule: messenger RNA, 50821 nt
Organism: Podarcis lilfordi (Lilford's wall lizard)
Lineage: Eukaryota; Metazoa; Chordata; Lepidosauria; Squamata; Lacertidae
Source: the annotation of a GenBank genome assembly